This is a messenger RNA of Xyrichtys novacula (pearly razorfish), 49786 nucleotides long. Lineage: Eukaryota; Metazoa; Chordata; Actinopteri; Labriformes; Labridae. The record is from the annotation of a GenBank genome assembly.
GGAAAUUAAUUUUUCUUGAAUCAUGUGACCACUUUGACUCUCCAUACUCAUCUAUUUUACACCCGGAAAUCACGCGCUCUGUUUCUCAUUUGGAAACCUGAGCCGGCACGGUGGCGUGACUGAAAGGACGCCCGGCAGGUAAGUGGAGGGAUGAAUAUCUAAUGUGAAUGUAUGUUUGCGUUAGCUCAUAGAGCUCCACGUGUGGACCCUUGGUUGCGCUGUUUAGUGGAUAAUUAGCGACGCUGGCGUGGAGGGAAAUGUUUGCGUGUGUCGGUAUGUGUGUCUCCAUGCGCUGCCCGCAGACAGUGACGACGCCGCUCCGUCACAGCACCAGAAAUGGUGGUAAUAUUUCUUAUGUUAAAAUACUAGUAAAAUUUCCACAUUCAUUGACAAAAAUGGCUCAUGGGAUGGAAAACCUGUGACGACCGUUUUAGGAGGGGGAGGAUUUUGACCAUUCUCAUUUCAGGGGGGGAUGACAUUCCCCCUCAUCCCCCCUAAACUCGAAAACUGUUUAGAAUAUAACAAGCUUUGAUUUUUAUUACACCCCUUGGUCUUUACACAAUCCUUUUGAUGAAAAUAAGGCAUUAGGUGGACAAAAAAGACUGCUUUUAUUCAUUCUGCUGCUUUCAUGCUGCGAUUGCUGUUAAAAAUGUUGUUUGAAAUUUUUUUAUGUUGUCAUCUUUAUCACAGAUUUUCUUGAAAUGUUUUAAUAUUAUUUUGAGGAAAUAUCGCCCACCACCUCUACUACUCUAGCAUACAAAUGAGUAUUCAGUCUUUACCCAGCCUGUAUUUCCAAAUGCAGGUCUUAAACUGAAGUGAUUGAGUUGAAACUGAAGUGAUUGAGUUGAAGUGUUUGUGCCCUUGAGAUGAGACUUUUGUCAUACAAGGUAACAAAUUUGUGAGUAUGAAAAAAAUCCUCAGACUAUUUUCAAAUCCAAACUGUUGGUCAUGUAGCCUACAUACAGCUGAGUAAAACUGACCCCAUAGUUGACCUUUGACUUGUUAGAGCCAUUUGCAGACAUCAGCCUUUCUCUUCAUCUCUAUCGCUUUGUUCCUACGGCCUCUGCCUGCCUCUUCAAUCCACAUGCUAAAUGUGUCUGAAUUAACUGAUGUUAUAGCUAUCAAGGACCAUCUGCUGUUUGUGCUUGGAAGGCAGCACAACGGGGUAAUAAUAAGAACUUUUUUUUUGCUGAAACACAAUUAUCUGCUCAAUACAAAGCAGUUAAGCUUUAGGUGAAUAAGCCAAAACGACUAAAAGACCCUCAGAGCUGAGCAACAAUAACCAAAACAUUUAGUUACUGAGUGCAGUCAAAAUUUGUGAUGGUGGAAUUGAACUUUUUCUCUGAGUCACACAAACUGAAGUGUGUAGAGUGCCACAAAAAUACAAAUAUCUUACGUAAAGGAUCUGAUUAAAUAUUUCUACCCUUAUUUUAACCUCCAAAUAAAGAAGUUUUGAUAAUCUGGCCUCUUUUGGCUAAAUCUGCUCAACAGUAUUUCUGAUGUAUCCUCUUAGUCUCAGAGUUGCGCACUGAUCCAGACCAACAAGUUUUCAUGGACAGUGAAGCCAAAAUAUGCAGCAAAAAACAGGCUCCCCACAUUAAUCCACACACAUAACAUCCAUAAAUUUCUACAUGUUACUUCAAGACUGCAAAGGCUGCAUGCCCUUGCUCAAGUUGUCUGUGAUCCAUCUUACUGCAUUAGAGCAGAGUUUAAAUCCUUCUCCUUUCUCAGGUUAGCAACAUCAGCAUGAAUGAAACCUGUGAUGGGAUUCAGGCUUUUUUUAAGUGAUCCAGAUCAUUUGUUGCAGCAAGGACCGGCUCUUUCAGCCCCCAAAUGGCGCUCAGAGACACUUUUUACACCUACACCUAAUCCCCAUCCUAGUUCACAUAGUCUGCUGUCUACAAUUACAGUGCUGUGUUCCUGCAGUGAAGUCAAGUAAUGCAAAAAUAAUGUUGAAGAAAAAUAAAAGGGAAGUAAAAGGAUUUGGUUAUCAUUUUCCUAGUUAAUAGUUAAUACAAGAAGUAACCCAAAGAAUGAACAAUUGACAAGUAAAGGACCUGAGCAAUUAUACUGCAUACUGCAGUAUUGAGCAACCCUGAAUCACCACAGGGGGGAUUCCCUCACAGUGACAGCCCUCUGUAUGGAACAGAAACCAGUCUGCUUCUGUGCGUGCCAGACGGCUCUAUCAGUGCAACAUGUCAUUGCCCAUCCAGGCGGUAUUUGGCUUUACAUCUCACUUCAGGAGAGGAUGGAGGGGCAGUUUCCAUGUUAAUAUUCAGUGAAUGAUCUGGAUGUGUCACAUUACUGACAGCCACACUGACGCUGAAUGAACAUAAUCCAGCUAAUUACAUGGCUACCCACUAAAAAUGUUAGCAAAAUGAUGCAAAAUAUUGAUUAAAGAUGACUGUAUUUAUUGGAAAAUAAUUAAUUUAUAAGCUGAAACUAUAUUGUCUCCAAUUCCACUGUUGGUAAGAUUCUUAUCAGACAAAUUAACAUAAAACGAAACAUUUGAAUUUAUGGUCAACUGAAAACAUCAUUAUUCAAUGAAUAUAUUUUAUUAUUUCACAUUACACUGAACUGAAAAGAGCCUUUUAACACGGUCGAAAGAUAAUUAAGACAUGUCAGGAUAACCAGAAGUAUUGAUGGCUGAAAUUGUCCUUUAAGGAGAUGCAGCAGCAGAAGGCUUUUAUGAAUAAAUCAAACAUCCUCCGCUUCCACUGGCAAUCUCUCUCUCUCUCUCUCUUUCUCUCUCUUUCUCUCUGUCCCUUCCCUCACCUUCUUUCCCCCUGUUGUGGCUGGGAAGUAGCUAUCCGUAACUGUACUCGUAACAAAAACUGCACCAACCAUCGACACCCUCCGAGAAAAACAGGUUACUCCAUAUUGUUCAAUUUUUCUGCCAGCACCUGAGCUCCAUCUGUCCUGUCUACCGCUGCUCCAUUAUCACCCUGAUCUUCUUUUAUUCAAUUUAAUGUCACUAUUCCCACCUCCCCCUUUGUGUCCACUACAUCCUUUUCCUCUUAUCUUUCUCCUCAGUGACACUACAGUGUCUUAUUUCCACCCUCAGAUUUCGUGUCUCUUCACACUAUUUUGGCACCGGUAAGGACAAUGAUGCUACACCAGAUAACUCACACUGCUGCAGAGGUUAUAAAGGUGGAGGGAGCGUGCGGCUGUUGUUGAGUAAACAUGUGUGGUCUGCGGGACCUUCACUGUUGUAAGAGAAAAAGAAGAGAAAGAUACUUCAAAAGAGGGUUGGAUUCAUUAACUAAUGCAAGGAGUCAGCCGGGGAGAAAGGUUAGAGGGGGUUUCAGCUCUAUUGUCAGAUGCUGAGAGUUUGCCCGUAUGCUUGGAGCGAACUGCCUGCCAGCUCUGUCUGGGUGGGUUUUUUUCCUUUUAGUUCUCUUUAGAGGCAGAGGAGUCUGUGAUAAAGUUAGAAACCCAAACAAGUUAAUGAGAAGCAGGAUAUAAUGAGCUGAUUGCAUGAUUAGAGGCGUAAUUCUUCUGUUUUUCGAAAAAAGCCCCCGCAGCUAUUUCCUAUUUUUAUAUCUUUUUGGGAUCUCUGAGAGCAGCAGUAAUAUGAAGUGUACGCAACUUCACAGAGGUCACUCUCUGCGCUCAGGUUUUGCCAACCAAAUGGGAAAAUAGGCGUGAAUACCCCCCCUCCCUCUUCCAUCUAUGCUUCACUUUGAUUGUUGAAAAGGCCGACAGGAAACUAACCAGCCGUGCUGUCCGGAGGGGCCGAGCCAGGUAAAGGUAAUUGCUUAGCAAGAGAAUGAAACAGGAGAUAGGAUCAGGAGGAAAAGGAGAGAGGUGACAGCCUAUAAUUGGAAACAGAAAGAAAGAGGGUGAGAAAAGAGGAUCAGAAAGAGAGGAGGUUCGAUGGAGGGACGCAGAUACACCUCAUGCAAACCUGCUGUCAUGAGCCACAUGCACCCUGCCACAACGUGACAUGACACAUGGCCACACAUGUCAUGUUACACAUAGCGGUGCAGCGUGGGUAAGCAGAGCUAUACAUGUCUCCGUGCAAAAACAGGUCCUGGCUUCUGAAUUGCAGCAGCAGCCACAACAAGUUUUGAAUCCUUUCAGAUUUUAUCGUUGCACAAUUUAUGGCUUCACACUUUGUGCAGAACAAACCACUCAGAGUAAAUGUAAUGAGCGGUGUUACAGCCUGGAAAACAAGUGUUGAUGUAAGUGUGAUGUAAUUGUUUAAUUUGCCCGGUGAUGUUGGACAUUACAUCAGUGGAGGUUUCAUUUACGAGCGUCAUGAUGACAGCUUAUGAAAGCCGUUAUAAAAUGUCUCUAGUAGUUUUAAAAUCAUGUAGUAACAGGAUGUGGACGGUGGGAAAGCAUGACUAUGAGCCCGCGCACACGCACACAAAUACACACACACACGGUCUCUCCUUAUCGUCCUCUUUUCUUUGCUGCAAGUGUCCGAGGGCAAGUAGGGAGACUUGUCAAGAUGCGUAGACAUCAACCAUGAACCAGCCCCUGUUGCGUUUCAAAUGUUUCGAAGCUCUAUUUGUAAAACCAUAGCAACCACUAAAGGAAAAACGUAUGUGAUGUUAUGUGUGCACAAGUGGACUUACCCGGGACUUAAGCGUGCUCCCUGAUGCCUCCUCAUCUGUCCAGCUGUGUGUGUAUUCGGUUUUUCUUUUCCUCUUGGCCAACAAGUUGCACACAGCGCUCCACACGUGCCAACCUUCCGCUCCUCAGCUAUCCCUCAGUCUGUCUCCGUCUCUCUCUCUCUCUCUCUCUCUCUCUCUCUCUCUCAGUCCCGGGCAUCAGCUGCUGAGCCAAACCUGCCACUCAUCCCCCUUCUUCUUCUUCUUCUCUCGCCCUCCCUUUCUCCUGCCGACAGGCUCGUGGGUACACACCUCCUUUCACUCUUUCUUGUUGAUUGCCCCCUUUCAAAAAAUUAUCCCGGCAUUCACAGGAGGAGGGGGGCUGCUGAGAUUUUCCCUCUCCCGAAGAUGGAGCUCCUCAGCGGGUCAGGGUGCCCUCCAUCUCCCCCCCUGGCAUGGAUGUGGGAUUAGAGGACAGGAGAGAGAGGACGGGGAAGGAACGUGCUGCUGUUGUUGUAGCUGUUGCCUCUGCCUGCUUCAGAGUGAGCGCCUUGCUCUUGCUUGGCAUGCUUUUCAACUCUCUCUCUCUCCCUCUCUCUCUCUCCCUCUGCUCACUCUCUUUAUCUCUCCCCCUCCCGUUCCCUUCUCAGUCACUGUCUAUCUGCUGCUGCUCCAGCUGUUUGGAUUCACAAUUUGGUGUGCUGCAGGGUGUACGGCUCAGGGAGUCACUAUAAACAGACACGCAGGAGGAAUAACGAAAAGAAGAGUGAGACGGAGGAGAUAUUUAGUGAGCAGAAAUAAGCAGCUGAGAGGACGAUAAAUGGAUUUUGUUCCUGGAGGAGGGGACAAAUAUGACGAUCAUUCAAACGCAUUAUUUAAUAAAAUACAUAACACUUAUGUGACCGCAUCAGAUCAUAUUAAAUCUGCCUCUGAGGAGGGUAGGUGUCUCACUUAUUUGUGGUUUACCUGAAAUCACUGGGCCAUGAUCAUAUUUCUAACAUCAGCAGGCACAAUAUUUGCCAUGUUAACAGUUACAGAUGCAGCGGAUGGAUUUUUGACAGCCAGUGGCUUGUCAAUAAUUGAAACAAUCGACUUGAAACAGGCCAUUGAAAAACCGUCUUGGCUGUAAACAUAACCUGUGUUCAUGUAUGAUGGAUGAUUCUGUUUUAAUCUGUAGUGUGGCGGCAGAGGAGUUUGUACCACUGUUUUAGAGGAAAAAGAGGAAAGAGAAACAGAGAGGAGGAGAGAAGAAGAUGAAGUAUUCUCGGGGACUGUGGAUGAGGUAAGAAUCACACUGAUAAUCUUAGGAACUUGAGCUUUUUUACCCAGCAUCUAAUUUCGGGCUGACUGGAGCAUGGAAAUGGGGAAACUUUUCUUUCUUCCAAAUCUUUCAUGCAGUGGAUGUCGUUUCCUCUGAUCCUGAUGUUUAAGAAAGUCAAACAUUCAGAACAGCAGUAAGUGUUGUUAUACUUAAAGCCCGCUUGGCUUAUCAAAGAUCAGCGAGGAUUUGGAUUUUGGAAGAACAGAAGCUUUGCUCUGUGACUUGAAUCAAAUGACAAGACACGAGUCAGAAAUUAGGUCUUUAAGACUCCGGGAUAAAAAAAGGAUGAGUUAAAAGAAUGCGCUUCUAGGAGCGAUUCAAAGAGAGAGAAAGAGAGCUCGUGUGAUUUACUUCAUUGGGUUGUUCUCGGUUGUUGAGGCCUGGGAACUUUUACACUUGGGCUCAUUCGGGAAUUGCACAUCAAAAAAUGAAGCCUAAUCCCAUAGGUGAUCAUUAAAAUCAUAAAGAUCCACUCACAGGAACAGACUACCAGUGCAGAAAUGCUGCGGAGUCGUGAGCCAAAUGGCACAAAAUGUUCCUGAUGUAGUGUCAUAGAUAUAGUACACAGGAAAGGGAUUUAGAUUCCAAAAAUGGCUCUUUGAGAUUGUCAUUCUUCCUGUAGGUUUGCUCUGUUAAUCACCUCCCCCCAUUUCGCCUGAAGCACGCAGAGAGACGGAGCGUAUGAAAGAGAGCGAGAGAAAAUAGACAUUUUUAUUGUUCGGUCCUGUUGCCUUGUCAGGGUAAAUCAGAUCACAGUCUGCUGAGGUUCACACACUCAUACACACACAGAAACACUCUCCUAGCCUGACUGACUGCCCUGGGGUCAGUUAACAGCUCAUCGCAGGAAAGGAAAAGUCUGGCCUGUGACCCUUGGGCCAAGGGUCGGCCCAUGUCAUGAUGCCUGGUGGAGUCCAAGUCCAGCAAACACCUUCUACUGCAAGCUCAGGGCCAAUCAACCCACCGCCAUCACCAUCAUAAUCGCAUAUUAUGUCACGUUUGGAGAUAAUGCAAAACAUAUCCUGGAACAUAUGUCCAGUGUAAUCAAUGCAGGUCAUUUUAUGCUUUAUUUCCAUGGUAGGAGACGAUCUUCAUUGUGGCUGGCACAGUUUUCCACGAAAUAUUUAUGCGCCCUGUAUUUUAAAAACUUUCUUUAAAGCCAGGACAGCAAGACACAACCAGCUAGAUAACACAUUGGGAGUAGUCAUAAGGAGUAGUUAGCCAGUGGAAUAAAAGUAGCCAACAAAGAGAAUAAAGGAUCUACUCCCCAAAUUUAGCAGUAAAUGCUCGAAUUUGAUGUCUCUGGGCUCAUUUAAGAACCACGAUUUUAUCAUAUACACUAAUAAUAUUAGUUUUGUUUUUUGUACUGGUAUGACGCUGCGCUCCAGUUACCUUGGAGGUCGGAGCUGGGAAGAACGUUACACCCAAGUUGACGGCGUUUCAGUUAACAAGUCAGAAAACCAAGAUGGACGCCUGCAGUUAGCCGUUGUCAACUGUUGUUUACAAUUGUCAGCUGUCGUUAGCUGUUGUCAGUUGUUGUUAGUUUUACCAGUUGUAAACAACGCAUACACAGUAUGUUACUCUUACAAACACCAUAGCACCGUGUUCACAGUUAGACGUUGGGCAGUACAACAUAAACCACUAAUUUAAUUUCACAAAAACAAAACAGAAGUGCUAAUAAAUAAUACAUUAUGAGAGCUUUCACUGUUACUCUUUACUGUUGAUGCACUGUGCUGCCAUCUUAGAUUAUGACGUCGUCGUCGUCAAGUCAGGGUUGGUGAGGAUCGUUCAACUUUCCGAGUCGGAAAUCAGACUUCAGGGGUGCGUUCCAGAUGAAUUCGGAAUUGGAGCUCGGAAAUUCGGACUUUCAAGUACAAUUGGAAUGCAGCAUUAGUAGUAGUAGUAGUAGCACUAGCAGUCAUAUUGCUAUUAUCAAAUAUUUCAGUGACUUAACCAUCCAAAUUAAAAUUACAAACAGUUAAUAAAUUUUUGCUACGAGGAAUCAGGCCUUAAGUCUGCCCAACCUCUAGUCUGUCACAAUAAGUCUGGGCUGCCAAAGAGAAACAUGUGGGCAGGGGGUUACAGAAUUUGAAGAGUCUAGCAGUACUGAAUGAACAGAAAGGCGUAAGCAGAUAUUGAAAAAUUAUGAAUACCUUUUGCAUGAAUUUUACAUUCCAGCAAGAUUUGAUCUCUUUGUUAACAGUGACAGACAGAGCAACAGCUGUCUCAUAUCAUUGACCCUCUGCAAUGUUAGAAGGGUGUUGUUGAUCUGCUGUGUUAUUAUUUGGAGGAGAGACAAUUUAGGUUGAAGUCAGUUUGUAGAGAAGCUGUCGGUUUCAACAACUUGCACUUUAUGCUGCUAUCAAACAAAUAUCACAGUGGUAGUCUGCAGGACACAGCUUACACGAUUGUCUUAUAUUGAUUACUGUAGUAUCAUGGUGUCAUCAUUAUCGUGGGCCAAUUCAUGCAUCACCCUAUACUGUGAAUGAAGAGGCAAAUCCCACUCCGAUCCUUAUUUUUACAUAAACAGGAGAGUCCACUUCUUACAAUGUACCAACACAGGCUAUUUGUUCAUGUUACAGUUAAACCCUAUGGCUAUGUCCUUUAUAAAAAGUCACAGGCCCAUCUGUCACCCCUAUACUGACACCACCUACUACACUAUCAGAGAACAUAAAAUUUAGAACAGGCUGCAAAUAAAUUAAUGUAGAGCGAAUAUACCAGAUAUGAAAAGUAGAACGUUCAUCUAUUCAGUUUUAUGUUGUCCUAUAUAUAUAUAUUUUUAAUACGAGAGGGAAAACCAGUGGUAUUAACUCUAUCAUGAAGGUCUCUUUAGCCCUAUAUGCCUCUAGGUUGCUCCCUGUCAAAGGAAAUCAAUACACAAGAAGGAAAUGAUCAAUGUCUACUUCUCAUCGAACAGAUCAAAACAUAUGUGACUUUAGAGAUAACAGAUAAGAUAAACCUUUAUCCUAAGGUGGGGAAAUUUGCAUUAUUAGCAGCAGUAAAUGAUCAGCAUCAGACUUGUAGCCUAAGUAUUUAUGCAAAAAGUCCCAUAAUUAUCAAACUUUGGCUUUACUUAUAGACAGACUCUGUAUUUAUUCUGAGACAUUCUGUUUUCCUCACCAUAGAGAACUUCAAACACAAAAAUCCUGCGGUCGUUGAAUCCAGUCUUACAGAGCAGAAACAGAGUCAUAAUGUUCUGGAUGCUACUGAGCUGUAUACUGACCUCGUGCAGCACCAUGGUGACUGACAGCCAACGAAACAGAGGUAAACAAGCCAAAAAACAAUUAGCAUUUAAAAACGUAAUUAGGCCUCAGGAAAAGUCAACUUAGGUCAGUUUAGCGACGUGUUUUAACUUUUCAGGAAGGGGAAACAUUUUCAUUUCUUACCUGCAACUGGACGUGGCUGACGGUUACUCAGUCUCGGUUCUUCGACAUGAAUGAGACGUCCGAAAUAAGAGGCAUCUGCAGGCAUGAUUAAUCGAGAAAGAAAACACAGCUGACUUUCACGUGGGGCCUCUUGUUGACCUGAAGAAGUAUGUACCUUUUUAGCCAGAUUAUCCACUCCUUCAGCUCCUGCACUAAACUAGAGUAUCUUGACUAAGACAGGAGACAAGUCAAACCUCCCAAAGUGGGUCACCUAAGGUAAAGUCAAGAAGCAUAAACUCUAAUGUAAUUAGUUAAUAUGAAUGUUUUACUUCAUACUCUACUUACUCCCUUACACUGCCCCAGACCAAUGACCCAGUUCUAGGAAGUUGUGCUUAUGCUGAUAAAGUUUGAUGCUCUAAUUUAGUAGCUUCAGGACUGACUACAUGCCAUAUUUGUGCAAUAUCCAAUUUUCCAAAAGGAUCAGUUACACUGGGUUACACUCACAGGCAGACAAACAGAGCACUGGAACAACUUAAGGGCACACAGUCACAUUUUUGUCAAUUAGAGAAGUUUAAUCUGUAGAUAAGCCCACUACAGCACUCACUAGCGAGACCCAGUCACAUUAGAGUUGCUCUUAUCUGAUGUCUGUUAAACGAUUAUACUUAAAAAGAGUUCAGAAUAUUAGGAGAGGACUUUCCUCUAUUUCUGUGUGUGGGCAUCAUAGUAGGUGAUUGCUUUUAUAGACAUUUAAGACGGUAAACUGGUGUUUUUUUUCCUCCAAUAUUUGUAACCAGGGACAUUUUUUUCCACAUUUCAGGAUGAAGAAAUUAUUAAUGACAGAAACACUAGAGGGACGGAUGGUGUUUUCUCACUGCUGUUUACUUAAUGAACAACACUUCCAGACAACAAAUGAUUAAUUCGGGCUUCAUGGAACAACAACAAUUUAUCACAAUUAAAGAGUAUUUUUUACCAGCUCUGAGCAUUAAUGUAUUCAGACUGCGGCAUUUGUGAAUUCCAACAAAUAGUUCUGGAUCAGACUCAAAGUUGGCAGUGAGAACUUCAAAUCUGGUUUCAUGACUUGACCUCAAACAAAGAGAAAUAAAUGCAUGUAACUGCAUACAUAAUAUAUCUGCAGAGCUGGUGCAGAGCUUCAGGAUAAAAGCUUUCGACUUUAGAGUUGGAUACCACUGAUAUUCACACAUGGCAGCCAAGUGACAGUCUCUUUUCUUUAGGGAGGACUUUCAUUUGCAGUGACAUUUAGGACAGAACAGGAUGACAUUUGAGUUGUGAGUGUGUGUGGGACGAGGGUCAGACAUAAAUGUAUUCGAUGGCUUUAAUGUAAUUCUGUGGAAAACCUGCUGCUACAUGUUAUGUAAGAAUCAGUGCAGAAAAAAGCAUAAGAGUUGCAUCAUAAAUCCAAUUUAUGUAUUUCAGAGUCAAGAACAAGAAGAUAUUAGUGACAAUUAGACCUGCCGGGUCUAUUUUCAUUGUCGUCAAACCCAAACAGGAUUUUAUUUCAGUCAUGGGAAUGACUCAUGCUCACACUUUCCUUUCCCUGUCACCUUGUGCUGAAGUACCUUCUAAAGUUAUGCAAAUAAAUUCUGCAUUAUGAGCCCAAUUUCUCAGACAUAAAACAGGAAAUUUGAUUUAACAUGAAUACAUUAUUAAUGUCUUUCUUUAUUCUAGCCCACAGGCUGCCUGUCAGCUGCUGUAUCAUGAAACUAAUCACAGCCUUGUUCAGUGUUGUUGUGUUUGGCAACUUCUCUGCAUUUCAUCGUGUUGGAAACAGCAGACGGUGAAGAGCCAAGUGGAAUUACAUGUGAGUGUGCUCACACUCACAAAAAUACCUCACGCUUCUCACAUGACCUGAGCUAUUUCUCAUCAAGUAACUCAAUACUGUGGAUGUGGCAUCCAGGGACUCUAAAACAUAAAACUGUUAAGGGUUUGAGUGGUUUCUAAUUUAGAAAAGGCUCAGGUUUUAAAGGCCGACAUCAACAUGAAUCUCAGUUUUUACAGGUUGUUCAGAGAGUCCUGUCCAACUCAUAGCAGGUAACUCAUUCAACAGUUUUUGUUCAGUAUUAAAAUAUAUCCCAAAAUUCAUCUGAAACCUCAAUAUGGGGACAAAAUAAGGAGUCAUAAACUGUCAGUAUGGAUACAUGUUUGAAAACUGAUUUAUUGCCUUAGUCUGAAUGAAACUAGACUGUUUAAAAACACGUUAACACAUUAGUCAUUUGUCAAACCUGGAUAUCACGGUUUACACAAACAAUACAGAGCUGUUCAAGUGACUGUAUGCUCAUCGUUCAAUGUAUAUCCUGUACGUGUCUACGCUAACUUGAUUUGCCUUCUCUUUGGAUCCCUAAUGUCAACCAAGAGGUGACCCGAAUGUCGGUCAGGGUACCAGAAAUGAAAUGAUCGUUUUUGUUGACUGUCAUUUUUGGUUUAAUACCUGAAACAGAAGAACCAGUUCACCAUCUGAAUCAAAUCAACCAAAAUCAAAUGACUUUUGGCUCCUUUCUCCUUUUUGGUCUUUCCUUUUCUCCUUUUAAUGUUUUAUAUUGAAAAUUGAAAAGGUCUUGUUCAUUUUUGUUUUAUGGUUUCAAACCAAAAAUGAAGUCACAAUGUCUCCUCCGUAUCUCUAGAGCACCUAUCCAAUUUUUUCUGAUCAAAUCCGUUACUGAUAUCUGGGCUGAGCGUAUCGGCCAAUAUCCAAUACCGAUCCAAUACUACUGUUGAAUGAACUGUAUAGCUUGCCCUCUGAGUGAAGACAUCAAGCUUGACAUUAGCCUUGUUAAAAAAAAAGGUAACAAAUUAACACAGAUAUAAAUUUACUUCAUAUUAUUUAUUAACAAAUAACAAAUUGCACAUUAGCACACAGCAAAAAGAAGUAAGACGUCCUUGUUUUAAAAGAAAAAUUAAUUUUAAAAAAGGCUGGAUCAGCGUCAUCCAUCCAAAAUCCAAUCCAGUUAAUCUGUCAAUAUCGGAGCCGAUAUCCGAUCCAAAUUCAGAUUAUGGAUUGCUUUAUAUUCCUUUUGUUAUUUCAGAUUUUGGCCAAACAGUGAAAUGGUGGUGAGACAGCAGGCGGAAGUGAUGAGUUACAAUUUUCAGAAUGAAAGCCAAUAGGAUCAUAAAAUUCUCCCGGCAACAACAGUAACAAGGUACCCUGAGCCAUGUUGCCACCCAUCAUAAGAGAGGCAGACAUGCUUCUGUCAGUCAUUUUCAAAGGGAGAGUGAGAGAGGUCAGGCAAGGGCAAAACUCCAAACGAGAACAGACUGGGUCAAAAUCGAAAAGACAGAAACAAGGCCGGAGAGCUUUAUCGACAGACAAGGACAAUCUAGCAGAGACAGGUGAGUGUGGGGGAGCUAAUCAGGUAAGGGAGAGCAGGUGAGAGAAAGGGGAGGGCAAUGAGCUGAUCCUGCUGGCAGACAGGUGGGAGUGGUCGGGUCCGAGAUGACACGAGAGUAAGAUCUUUUUUAAAGCACACAAACACACAGUAAUGAUUGAGGACAGAAAAUAUUAAUCGAAACCAUGACAAGUACAAACUGAGACUUGUGUACCACGUAGAGAAAAAUCUUGUGUGUGGAGAGAAAGACUCUCCAUCUCUGACUGUAAUAAAGUGGCCGCCCUGUAGCUCAGCCUGCAGUCUCAGAAUGAACAACUUAUUCACUGCUCCUCUACCUGCACCGGCCUCGACAUGUCAGGUAAUAACUUUGUUUUCAGCACAGCCCCCAACAAAAUGGAUUUACCAUAAAAAAAGAGAAAGAACUUUUUGUCCUCUCUUGCUCCCCUCCUCCUUCUCCCUCACUCUGUGUUUUUCUCCCUCCUCUCUGCUCCCAUUUGACUCAGAGAGACAGAUCACCGAUGACACAUUCAUUAGCAGUGAUAUUAGAGAAGAGAGUAAAAGCAGUUAGCGCUGAUGCUAACUAUGUUGGCAAUGCAACAUCGUUAUCUCUCCCUCUGUGUGUCGGUGUGUGCGUAACUGUGUGUGAGUGUGUAAGAGAGAGAGAGAGACAGGGAAAGAGAGAGAGAGAGAGUGCGACCGAGAGUCUUAUCAGUGGAAACAGACCUGGACGUGAGCAGGGUGGUGAGCAGUAGGAGGAUGAGAAGGGGAGAGGAGGAUGGGGUGAGGAAAAGCAACAGUGAAAUUGAAGUAUAAGGAAAGAAACAGGAGACAGGGAGCUGGCACAGACAGGGAUGAUAGACAAAUGGAGGAUAUCAGAAGAUAUAAUGCGUUGUGAACGAGGAGAGAGUGAGAUAAAAGACAGAAAAAGGGGCCGAGGGGUGGGAGGGAAACGAGCUGCAGAUGGGACGUGAUGGGGGUGGAAAGUAAGAGCAAAGGGAGGGACCGGGAAGAAGAUGACGAAAGGAGCUGGGUGAAAGAAAUGAUACCCAGAAGGUGAUAGGGAUGACUGGGCAGGUGAGGGGGAAAUGGGCUUCAGAAAUGAGCUUUUUGAUGGACUGGCCUUCCGAGCAGGUGCCUCCGGGAUGAUGAGAUGCCACUGAUCACUCAGUAUUGAGCAUAUUUGCGAUUUUUGUUCAAGUCAGCUAAAAAUCCUUCAAACCAGGUUGCCAAAGAUCACAUUGGCUUUGAAAUAAUAUUAUAUUCAAAUAACUCACUGCGGAGAACAAGACUCUCACCAUAGGUACAUCACUUUCCAUAAAAUACAGUUAGAAAUGUUCGAGCGCUCCCCUGGCAAACACAAAAAUGAUUUCAGAUUGAAACAGCCUGAAGGUUGAAACAUACUCCAGAGUCUGCAUUUCAGAAAACACAGUGUUCAGACAAGAGUUUGGCUCUUAACAAUAAUGGUUGAAGCACACACACACACACACACACACACACACACAAACACACACACACACACACACACACACACACACACACACACACACACACACACACACACACACAUCAGUCUUGCCUUGGGGAGUGCAAAUCUGUUGCUAUGUUUUCUACACUGUAAUCAAUGUGAUCCUUGUUUUAAAAGGACGUUUAUACUAUCUUAAUGAAACAUUAACACUCAACAAUAAACAGUAUUAAGUACAUGGAAUAAAUGAAAACCUGCAGAUAAGAGAUAAGAUAUUUGAUGUUGGGAGUGCUUUGUAUCUGUGUAAUUGUCUGCCAUCAUUUCAGCCGCCUUGGGUUAUAUGAAGGGAAACAGUAAAGCCAUCAACACAAAGAAAACAUAAUGUUCAACCAUAAACUAAUUAAAACUUGGAUAAAGUCUGAGCGAUGUCCCCCACUGGUCUCUAAAGAAAGGUUCAGGCGCUGAAUGGUGAUACUGCUGUAUUGCAGAUGCUGACUCAACCUAACAUAAGGUGAAGAAAGAUGUAGGUUAGGAGGUGGAAAUGAGGAGGACCUGGAAAACCCCACAAUGCACCACCUGUAAGUGACAUAAGCUAGGCCUUUUAUUAUGAUAAUCAUGCAAGACUUGAAGCCCUAAUGGUUGAAAAACAGAUAAGUUAUGAUAAAAUUCACCCUCUACAAUGUUCGAUAACUUGGUAUCAAAACUCUGUGAUAGCCCAUACCUGAGCCCCUUUAGCUGUUUGAAAGCUCCAAUAAGGAAUUUUAAAUAUUAGCAACAACAUCAAAAAUGUUUAUAUCCUAGUUUUUUAAUACCUGAAACUGGUGUCCUGCCAAGCAGUUAAAGAAACAGCCCUGUUUUUAUGAUUCCCUCGUAAAGUGUUCAUGAGGAAUAGUACAGUUGACCUUCAAAAAUAUAUUUUUUUAAAGAUCAUGAUUCAAGCAAGUCAAGAACAAGAUAAGCAAGGACUUCUCUGUAUUCAGAAUUCAAAUGCUGUGUUUUGCAGAGGGUUUUAACCUUGUCAUAAGGGCACAACGUGGAUCCACAUGCAAUUUAGAGGUGGGAGAAAAAAUCAAUACAGCAUCGUAUUGCGAUAUUUUGUCUAAUGAUGUAUCAUAUCGUCUCAAUAACCAAGUAAGUAUAUAAGUAAGUAUUAAACAACUAAGUAUCAAUUUUUCAAAUAAAUUGCUAAAACAAAGUCAAAUCUAUGAUAAUGGAAAACUCAAAUCAACUGUUUGUCCAGUGAGGUUGGCAGAGAUGACAUCAUAGAGCAGGAGAAAGUUAGUAGAACAAAUAUAUAUAAGGUUUGUGAGAUGUGCUACAUGAAAAUAAAAUACAACAUAAAUAAGACAAACAAAGGAACGCCAAAUGCUAAAUUAGCUGAACAGUUGAAAAAAAUUGUAUAAAUCUCAAUAUAUUGUAUCACAAUACUCACUGUACCUCAAAAUGUUAAAAAUCACAAUAUUAUCGUAUCAUGGCCCAAGUAUCGUGAUAAUAUUGUAUUGUGGGGCCACUAGGGAUUCCCACCCCUAAUGCAGAUAUUAUAAGGCGUACUACUCCUUUACUUCCACAGUAACAACUGUAAUUCCAACCUGCAGCCAUGAGGAGCAAAAACUUUCAGAAGUGGGCGUGCAUGAAUCUUGAGCGUGGCACAGAUGCACUGAGUGUUUUCCUCAGUGAGAGAGAAAAAGGGCAUUAUCAGCGUUUUGCCCUACAAACAGUCUGCACAGCACAGCGCCCUGAAGGCGCUACAAACAUUGCCUCACUCAGAAGCUAAAGCAGAGUGUGUGAAGUCAGACAGGAAGUCACAACAAAAGCUUAGACAUGAAAGACAGGUGAGAAUAGAAGAGAUGAAAAGAAGAGAGUCCAAAAAUGUAACAAAAGAAAGUGGGGCAGAGAUGGGGGGGAAUACAGUAUAUUCUAGAGGAGACUGGUAGCAGAGUAGAAAAAGAGAUUAAGAUUAAUCAUAUCUGGGGGGAAGGACAGAUAGAUAGAAAAAUGAUAGAGAAAGAGUGUGUGUGGAUGAGUGUGAGGAAUGGAAACAACCCUGCAGAGUGGAGAAGGAUGGAGUGAGUACGGGAAUUAAGAGAUAUGGAGAUAUGACAGGAGAGGCCUUGCAAAAAUCAAUACAGAUAUGACUGGAGAGGGAUAAAGUGGACUGAGGGAGAAUUGGAGCAGGAGAGGGGGGCGACUGUGAGGCCCGAAAUAAGGGCUGAGGGAAAGAGAGCAAGAGAGUGAUAAGUGGAGGGAGAAAAGGGGGGAGAGAACGGGGGAGAGAGAAGGAGGGUGUAAAGAAUAUAAGAGAGAGGAAGAUGGUGUUAGAGGAGCUGUUGUUUGUCCUCAGGCUGCUCUCUUCGAGGAAGGACAAGGAUGUGGGGGUGGUUAGCAACAUUUACUGACACAAACUGUGAGCAUGUGCGUGUGUUCACUUUUCACAGCAACCAGCCACCAAUAACAUUAUAUAAGAAUGAUCAAAACAGAAGAAACCAUGGCAACUGUAAUCCUACAGACACCGGCUUCACAUAAGGGAGAGUACACUAUGUUAGCUGUCACCGUGCAACUACAGAUGCUGAGGAUCUUUUCAUAUAUAGAAAAAAUAGGGCCCCAUAAAAGGCCUGAUGUUAUUCUUUUUUUUAAGCAAGAGGAGAGAAGAACUCUCAGCCUAGCAGGGAAGAGAUGUUUUUGUUAUCAUGCCUCUGCAGAUCAUGGAGCUCUUAGUCUGAAAAUUCCUGACAGGAGCCCAGACAGUGACGGGCAUAGCUUCUGGGAGAUGAGUGUAUUUCAGGCCUGUAACAGAGGCAUGAUAGACAGAAGAUGAGGGCAUCUGGGUCACCAUCCCAAAUGACUCCCUCGCUUCCAGAAAGUCAGGCACGAGCCUCCGAUGGCUGUCUGGAUCCCCGGCUUAGGGGAGGAUGAGGGGGAUGAAUGAGGUAGCUGUGGAGAAUGCAGUUUCUCUAUAACCACAGCUUAAAAGCUCAUUUACAUCUGUUUCACCCUCACUCACAGCUAAACUGGGCAUCCAAUGGCCUAAAUACCAGUUAGCCCACCUGUCUUUACUCUUUGAUAACACAGACUGUGAGACUCUCAGACUGGAACCUCGGAUCUGUUUGUCCUGAGCAGAGGCUGCAGGGAGACAGAAAUCACAGCAUGUUCUGUCUAAAGCUACUGAAAGAGCAGCGUACAAGAAAUAAGUGCUCUUAGCAGUACAGGUGUAUGGAUGAAAGUAUUAGAACAUUUUUAUUAUGAUUUCAGAACAUCAGUACUUUUCAUGGCAGAGUGUCUAUGUCCCUACUAACUAAAAAUACUAUGGGCCCGAUCUACUAAAGGUUUACGAGUGCAAAAACGCAUGCACAUACUAACCGGGUGCACCAAGGAUUGUGUUGGUCAAAUAAGCAAAACAGUACACACAAUCAAUUUAGUGUGUUUGCCUUCAUGCAUAUGCAGAAUGUAUGUAGAUCAUCAGAACAUGCAAAAUACUGGGAGAAGCAGAUGCAAAUAGAAUCAUUUAGCACCCGCAAUGUGAUUUAUCAAACCUGGAAACCAAUUGCGGUGGCUGUUUUGCGUCUAUAUUUAGCACGUUUGAAAGGCAUGUGCAAACUGGCACAGCGUUACGCACAAAUCUGCAGCCAGUUCUAUCUGCGAAGUAGAAGGCAAAAGUGCAAAAGCGUUUUUCUAGUAAAUGUCAGUUAUGACAAAUAUUUAGGUCAAACACGAAACAUGCACAAAAAUUUCUCUCUUUCUUAUUCAUUUGAAAUUUUUUGAAUCUCUCUUUAUUUCAUUUCAAAUAUAUUUUCUUGCAUCUGUAAAGCACUUUGAAUUGCCUUGUGUAUAAAUGGUGCGAUACAAAUAAACUUCCCUUGCCUUUUAUGCAGUUGCUGGCUUCCCCAAAACAAUAGGUGCAACUCCAUGGCUUUAAACUUAAUUUUUCAUCUACGAUCACUCUGCUCUCACAAACUCUCCAUGGUGAUGCCGAUAGCGGAUCCUUGUUUAAAGAGGGCGGUGCGUACCACUUUUGCUCCUGUUAUCAAUUGCGCACCUAAUACUAGUAGAUCACCCGCAACACGCCCACUAAUAGCACGUGCAAUUUUUUAGUUUGCACACGCAAUUUAGCAUUCGCUAUUUGGGAUCUUAGUAGAUCAGGCCCUAUAUGUUGUAUUUCAGUUUGUGUCAAAAAAACCUCUGACUUUUUAUUUUCAAUAUUAAAACUCUAAGAGGCUACAUGCUAAUCUUGACAUGCUAUCAAUCCUAGCCUUAUUUACUGUAUUCAUUGUAUUAUUAUAUUUACUUCAAACAUAGAAUCAGUGAUAAGAAAUAAAGAUAACUUUAUUCAUAUAGAAUCCUAAAGAAACAGAAGUUUGAAAGUGCUUUGGCAGACAAAGCAGAGCAAAUAACAGUUAUGACAGCAUAGGAGAAAUAAAUCACAAGUCGUAGAGAAGGCAUUAAGAUUCUCUGAGGAGGGAAAAAAAGAAUAAACAAAAAUGAAAAGAGAAAGAAAGGGAAGAGGUAAAAAGGUAGAUGAUAUCACAUCAGAAUAAAAACAGAUUAGCAGAUAAGAGACUGAGGUAUAAACAAACCAACAAAAGAUAAAUAAAUUAAUAAGUGAAUAAAUGGAGUAAAUGUGGUCAAAGACAGUGUUUUACAAAAACUUGCAAACAGAUGGCUCAAACAAAAGCAUUAAAAUAUGUGUUUUUGAAUAAAAGAAAGUCAGUAUGUUCAAAUUGAAAAGUAGCUAAAAGGUAAAUUCACAUAAAGCAAGUCUGUAAAAGUGAGUUUUCAGAAGAGACUUAAAAGAUGUCUCUGAUUCUGCACGCCCUAUCUCCUCAGGGUGUCGAGGGGCUCUGAUGGAAAAAGCUUGAUCUCCUUUAGAUUUGAGCCUCGAAUUUGGAAGGACCAGCAGGGCAUCACCGGAGGAUCUCAGAUUGCAGGACGGCUCAUGUGGUGUCAACAUUUCUAUAAUAUAACUUGGGAAAAACCCCAGACAAGCUUUAAAAGUGCUCAGUAAAUGGACAUCAAUUCUAAAACGCACAGUGAGCCAGUGAAGGGGGGCGGGCGAGGAUAGUAGUGGUGUGGUGCUGUUGGUUAAGACCAGUAAAAAUGACAUCCCUUGUUUUCUGAGGAGGGGUAAACAAAAGUUAACCAAGGUUGUGCCAGCCUAUCAGGACAAUAUUUGAUUUUUCUGCUGUGACAAAUGACUAUGUGAGAGAUUAUCAGAGUGCAUGGGGUCCAUCGAUUUCCUCUUUCACAGUUAGGUUUAAAGGCUCCUUUAGUUUCAGCCUGAAAAAGAAAAACUUGGCUGCCUCUUGAUUUUAAUGCAGACGCUAAUGAUCAGGAUUCCUGCGGGGAGCUGAGGGCUUUCUCAGUAGCAUGUAGGAAAUAGCUGUUUCCAACUGAAGUCAGCGAGCACAUCCAGAGAGGCUUUUUAUGGGAUAAUUAAAACUUUACUAUCAAAUCUAAAUCUCUCAGGGCCACUGCAGAGCGGAGAGCGGCAGAUUGGUGUCUGAGAUGUGUUUAGUCUUCAGCAGGAGGACACAUGUGAGGGUAAAGGGAAUUUAUUGUCUGUCUCAUCUUUCACAUCUCAUUGAUGGACGUAAUACCUCAUUGACUCCAAAAACACUCGUGGAUGGAAGUAGGUGUGCUUUGGCCUGUGGGUGGUGAGAUUGUUGUAGAUUGCCUACCUCUCUGAAUCACCUCCCGAUGUAAUAUUGUGAUUAAAAAAGUGGCAGGAACAUACAGAAGGCAGAAGGAUCCUCCCCGUGAAGUAACAGUUCCCAUUCAGAGUCAAUAACAGGGCAUCUGUCACAGGCGCUCAUGUAAUAUUCCAUCACACAGACGAGGACCAUAUGGGUUAUAGAAAAAUUCUGUGUAUCUUACCGAGCAUUUCAUUACCACAUGUUGUGGUUCUGUGCUUGAAUGCACCAGAAAUAAUAUUGCUGAGAAACAGCUAGAAAACUCUACACAUUUACAUUUUGGGAAAUGACAUAUAUAAUUUAUUGACAGUGGGAUUCUAGCACAAAUUCACAGAUUCAAUUCCAGUUACCUGUGCUUGUUUAUCAUGCGCUGAGCUACGGGAGGUUGGAGUCUUUCCCUUUUCACAACAGGGAAGAGACAGACUACACCCUGGACUAUCUGUCUGUCACAACAACAACAACAACAACAACAACAGAUGACAGUUCCUGCUCAAAACCAGUCUGUGAUUUUCAAUCACUUUUAUGAGGGUGUUGACCAAAAACUGUUUUCUGUCCUAAAUACUGAUCAAAUAUAGUGUAAAUAAUAUAAUAUAAUAUAAUAUAACAUACCAUAACAUAACAUAACAUAGCAUAACAUUGUCAAGGUAACAUAGCAUAACAAAGCAUAAUCAGGUCAGGUCGGGGUGGCAGUAGCUCAGGAGGUAGAGCAGUCGUCCAAUAACUGGAAGGUUGGCGGUUCGAUUCCCCCCUAUCCCAAGUCUGUCCGUUGUGUCCUUGGGCAAGACACUUAAACCACCUUGCUCCCAGUGUGUGUCCUCCACUGGUGUAUGAUUGUGAGUGUUGUGUGGUGGUGGUCGGAAAGGCCGUUGGCGUAAAAUGGCAGCCACGUUUUCGGCAGUCUGCCCCAGGGCAGCUGUGACUACUAAGGUAGUUUACCACCACCAAAGUGUGACUGUGUGAGAGAAUGAAUGAUGUAUCCAAUGUAAAGCGCUUUGAGGGUCUCUGAUAAAGCGCUAUAUGAAAUCUGAUGCAUUAUUAUUAUUAACAUAACAUAACGUAACGUAACAUAACGUAACAUAACAUAAUUUACAGCCAGCAGAGAUGCACUCGCAUAUAUGACACUAAAGCAAAACGUUUUCCUCUGUCUUGUUUAACAAAACUUAUUAGCUUAAAAAAACAACAAAUACUUUAAAUAGGAGGAGGUCUUACAUAAGUUCCUUUGAUCAAAAAUUUCCUGUGAGGGGCACCGUCCCGUGAUGGAAAAUAAUGAGAGUGAUAGUACUGGGUACCAGGCACUUUAUUAGAACCUACUCUGCCUUACCCGACUGGACUCCACUUUUUUUAGGGUUUUCCAUGAGGUGUUUGUUAUAGUGUUACUAUAAACAAAGCGUUUAUAGUUAUAACAAACUGAGGCGCUUAAGUCCUUAGAUGCUUUUUCAUUUGAGGUUGAUCACCUGGCAAUCAAUCAUUUGUGUUUCGCACACAAAGCUAAUGUUAGCCCGUGUGCUAAAAAAGUGAACGUAAUAAAAAAGCUAAUAUUCUUCUUAAUGCCUCCCAGUUUCUGAUUAGAUUGUAAUGAUGACUCUCUGGUACUUUUGUUUUGAGCUUACUUGUCGUAUCAUAUGUUCAAAUAGAUGAGUUGAAAAAGAAGAUGAGCAAACAAUAACAAAAACAACUUAUCUAGAUUAUCAGUUCUAUGAAAAAAUGAGGAAAUAUCAGUGGAUUUAAACUUUUCUUAUUCCAAUAUAAUUUAAUAUCAGACUUUUGAAUCCACUCAUUUCACAGAAGGUUUGGUGAUGUUUUGUCAGACAGUGAGGGUUCAGCUGUGCGCUGCAUCUUCUGUGUCUGGUGCUGAAUUGUAUUCAUGAAUAUCAUCAAACUGCUCAGACCUGAUUGUCAAACAGACACCCUCUCCCCUCUCCCCUCUAUUAUUGGAUCUGUUCUGAAGGUUCAUGACACCAAAUUUACCGACUGAAAAGCUGCUGUAUCACGAAGUGUUUCUUCCUUUUUUUUUACACUUUAGACUGAAUAUUUGUCUAUAAAUAGAAAAACACAGAAGGAGGCAUGAUUGCUUAUGCACAUAUUCAUCUUCAUUGUUUUCCCUUUUUUUGUCCUGCUAACUCUGACAGGAGCGGCGCAUGGUUAUGAUUCCACGCUCACUGGAGAUGAAAUGGAAGCAAGAUGAGUCAAUUAAAGGCAGGCAAUAAGAAUAAUGUAUUUUGACACGUGGAAUGAAGUGUGAGGAUCACAUAUUGUCACAGCAGAUGCGCAAAUGUAAAAACACAAUUAUGGUGCCCCUUUAUUCCUGCAGCUUGUUACAUACUCUGGCAUGUGUAAGUGUGAGGGUGUGUUUGUGCUUCUCCUCUGUUGAUCUUUGAAAAUAGUUUGUGACAUGCUGAAAGCCAGAGGACACAACAGUGAAUCAUAUUGGUUGCUCCCUCAUAUCAGAUUCUCUUGUUUUCUUUUCGUCACGUGACACAACAAACAUCUGAUACCUGAGGCUGCUCUCACCUUGCUGUUAUUAUGGAGUUUCAUUUUCCAACUUCAUCGAUCUGAUUUGGAGCGUAGAUGUGGAGGAGGAAAAGAGAGGGCGAAAGACAGAGCACGAGAGAAACCGAGAGAGAGUUGUUGAUUUUCUUUGAGUCUGAGAGCUGAAGCAUUAUCUGCUUUUCAGAGGCUGUUGUUGUUCAGAAGCAGCCGGCUGGAGAGCCUUGCCUGCUGUACCUAAUCGGGACCGAGAGCGUAACGCACUGAUUAAAAAACCCAAUAAAAGCACCCUGAUGCACACACGCACACAUACACAUAGACUCACACAUACCAUCCACUUCUCCACCCUCUCAAAACCCAAGAUUUUCUUUGAAUUAUUCAGUUAGAUGAUGCAUAUUACUUUGGAGAUAAGCAGAAAAAGACACAAUCAUAAAUAUGUUAAAGGGAAAAACAGGGUGGAUGUGUUCUCUGAAAGGUGAAAUGAAUAAAUCUGAUGUGUUAGUGACAUUGUCAGGGGAAGGUAUACACUGCAGAAACUAAGGAAUGAGGCACAAUCUUUCACUGUCAAAGAUAUGGAGCAACAUUAGCACACAGGGGCUGUAGCGUGAUUGAGGUACUUGAAUCUCAGAGCAGCCCAGAAGAUCUCUGACAGAUCCUUAUUUCCACCAGAAAGGAAGUUAAAUGUACAAUUCUGACUUUAAUUUGAUCAUCAUGCUGCAUUAUACGUGUUUCAACUGGACAACUAAACAUGGUUUCUUCAUGCCCUUCAUUAAAUUAUUGUUUAAUCUGAUCCCUGGAGCAAAAGACACUCAAUAUUUUUCCCACGCCUCCCAAGAUUGUUUCAAUUAUGUAUUAAAUUAAAAUGGAGAGAAAGUAAUGAAAUGGUAUGAUAGCAUUAUCGUUAAGGUUUGAAGCAUAAAGAAAAUAGAAAAGUUUGGAUUCAGGGACUUCGGUUUAUUAUGAAUCUGUUCUGUCGUGACCCAAAUAUUGAGCCCAAACAUCCUUAUAGUAAGUGUGCAGCAUGGACUUGAUUUGGUCUUUCUUCUAUGGCACCAUGUUUCAUCACUUUCAUAUCUAAGAGCAAUUCUGCCGGGGGAGGAGCCCCUAAAUAAAUAACAUACUACCUGCUUUUGUUUUCUGAGAGCACUUUUCAGGUUUUUUUUACAAUUAUUCCAGCUCAAAAAGGUGGACUUAAGGCAAAUUUUUGGACCUCUAGCAGACAAAAAUUGUUUUAUGUCUUUGCUGAUUUUGUAUGAAAAUUUCACCAUGUUUUCUUCACAGUCAGUUGUAUUACUGACUGCAAUAUAUUAAUCUGAAACCAUUCUGCUGUUUACAAUAGCUACGUUUACAUGGGCACAAAUAAUCGAAAUAAAGGCCUGAUCGAAAAAAAAAAAAUGCUCCAUGUAAACAUGUCGAUCGGAUGAUUCUGAUCCAAUUCGGCUCAAUCGAAAAGAAAUUGUAUUCCGAUCGAGGGGGUUGGUUUAUACCGAUCGUUAUUCCGAAACGCAUCCAUGUAAGCACCUAUUUCGAUCGUGACUCUCUUACCUGUCUCGAUCUUCACUCUUUAGCCUUUAGCUUAUUCAUUGAGGCCAGUACAGGAGGUUUCAUUAUUAACACUCUGGCAGAAAACACAACCACAGGUGCCGUGUCUGCUCCUCCAAUAACAUAACAGCGUAAUGAUGUCACAUCUGCACGCACAGUGCAACCUUUGACAGAACAGUAAAAUAAGCACACAAGGGCGCUAUCUAGUGACAACAUUUAACAGGGGGAACACUCUUGAAUUGGAUAGAGUGAGCCACUACAGCGUUUGAUGGUUUGUUGACAGCACAGGCGUAAAUACAUCUCUUCCUUUGUGGUUGUUUUAGCAAGAUCAAACAAUUCUGCGCAUGUCCAAAUGCUCCUUGUAUACACAUGUCAUGAUCAGAUUAUUUGAUUUUGCACCCAUAUAAACAGUGGAUUCAGAUUUUCCGAUCCUUCAAAUUUUUAAUCGGAUCAAGAAAUUUUGCCCACAUAAACAUGGCUACUUUCUGUACCAAAGUGAUCAGUCCUGUCUCUGUUGGAGUUUUUAAACUUCUGUAAAUGUGGCUAUAAAAGCACUAAAAUAUUCUCAAGGAUCUUAAAGCUUUUAUCCAUAAAAUCAUUACAAAAAGUACCAACUCUACUGUAGCUGGGAAACUGUAAGUGCUUACAUACUAGCCUGGUAGGCUCACAUGGCCACUAUUAUUUCCAACUGCUUAAAAUUGUUACCUUUACUUGUAUCAUUUACUUUUGUCUCUUAUGGUAGAGUUUCUUGUAGUUAGAAAUCACAUCAGAGGAGGGUUACGUUGACAUUUUUACAGUCAGAUUUCCUUUGCAACUAUUUGUGUCGUCAAAGAAAAAACGAGCAGGUUCAAGGUGCCUCCUCGUUGGCUUCUCUUAAACCACGAGAGCCUUUUUAUGGUACAGUGCCUCAAAAUAACAAAAAAGGUCAAUGAAAUUUGUUUUUAGUGCCUUUACAAAAGUAGUAAGGGAAUUUCUUUUGUUGUUCACAUUAAAUGGGAAAAAAUCAGGAAAUUGUAGACCUGAAAAUGAAAUACUGCUGUUGAUGCUCACAUUAAUAAGGCUUGAUGACUAAAAUAGGAUAGAUAGGAUUCAAAGAAUACCGUAGGCAGAUACUUUAUUCCAGAUUAGUAAGACUUCAUGGGGUAAUUAAAGGGUUAGACAAUGCCAUUACACACAGAAAUCUGAUGGCUGCAGUAAUAACUGCAUGACCUGUUAGCCAAGGACUCGGUGGUUAUUAAUCUUUCACCUGCUGCAGCUCUGUGCUGGCAGACCCCACUCUUCUCCUCUCUAGCCUUUCAUUUUCUCCCCCUCUCUCCAGUUUUGCAGAUCUUAACCCCGUGGUCACGAGCAGCGAGUUGUUAAGUAUGCAUUAAAAGAGAAAGGGAGGAGAGAGAGAAAUUUAAUUAAUUUUCAUGUCUGUAUAUCCCACCGUCCACCUGCUCUACAGUCGUAGCAGGCAGAAAGUAACCUGGAGUCAAGCCUGUGCCUCCAUGACAGAGAAUUGCAAUUAUUUCUUCAUCACUCUUAUCACACCUCGUAUGCACAUCCAUCCACCCUGAGCUCUCUUUUCCAAAGCAUUCAUCCAGAGACUGGAGCCUGAGCACAGAUAGCAUUUUCCACCAGCGCUUAAGCUUUGACAUCAACAAGUAAAUAUACUUAGGCUGCAGUUCUAUCCUUGGUACUGCAAUUCUUUAUUUAGUGCUGUGCUUCUCUGGUUGAAGCCGUUGAAUUGAAAGUGACUCUUACAAUGGCUGACCCGAGUAAAAGCAUGUAAUAUGACAAACCCAGACUCUGCUUAAUUUUGUCUACUGAUGUACGCACAACCAGAUAAAGAAACAGUCAAUUUUUCAAAUAAAACAAAUAUAUUCUGAAUUGAUUUACUUGCAGUGAAACAAGCAGUGAAGAAAGUGUCAUAUGCUGUGAGGAAGAAAAUAGGAGUGGAGGUGAAGUGGUAAAUGGUGUAGCAUGUUUGACCUUCAUAUUUGAGGCUUCUGUUCUUCUCAUUGUCCCUCAGUUUGUGCAUGUUUUUCAUAGCAUAUAACCACUUGUAUUCACUUGUAAAUGUUAGGCCAAAAGCAAAGUCAACUUCCUGAAAAAACUUAUCAAAACACUGGAAAAAACUAUGAGGAGAUGAUGGCUAAACACAAUUAAGGGUACAAAACAAUCUGACACAGAAGGAAGGGCGGACUGAGCUUCAGUCCACACAGGAAGUGGAGAUUACAAGACGCAGGUGCAACUUCAUUGGGGUAAUCAGGGAGGCCAGAAAACACAAGGAAGCAGGAUGUGAACGGACCUGAUAUGAGAGAAGAGGGGGAGAAACAAAAUAAAACAAGAAGCACAAGAAAAGUAACAUGAGGAGUGAAAUACAACAACUUCACUGAACAGGCGUCAUUAUGUAUCCUUAAACUACAUCGAUAAGUGUAUUUGUCUAAUUUCUGGUGAAAAUAUCCGAUUAAACUUAAGAGCUACAUUGAACUAACAAGUUAAGAAACUCUCAGUACAUAACAGUAAAAUAUUAAGUUAUGUGUAACAAUGGGCAGCAAGAGCUAGAGAAAGACUAAGGCCAUUAAUAGUAGUGUCCCAUAGGGCUUGGUGAUAUGGCUUCAAAUCAAUAUCAAGAUAUAUUGAGCAGUUCACCUCGAUAACGAUAAAUGGAUGACGACUACUCCACAAGCUUCUCACUCCCUCCCACAUUAACUUCGUCUACUUUAGCCGCUGCUUCAGCCGCUACAAUUUUUAAACCAUCCUCCAUCUCCUCACCUGUCUUUUCUGCUUUGUUAAGGACUGGAUGGGGUGGAGUCACAUCUCUGACAUAGGACAGCGUCUUAAAGGGACAUGAGACCAUAGCCUACCUACACACAUCCAAAACCAACUUUUAUCUAUUUAUUUUUUUGACACCGAAUAUACCGAUGUGGGCAAAAUGACAUUGGUUAUUGUCAUAAAUUUUGGUUUCAGUAAAUUUUUGGUUCAUCGCCCAGCCCUAGUGUCCCAGUCAUUCUGGGAGACACCUGGAUGAACAGUUUCCAGCACACUUUUAGACAGUUGACUUUCAUAUUCAUGCUUAAAGAGUGGAAUCAACCUGUGGCAUUGGAAAGUAAAUGUAUAUAUUGAUGAUACAUUAAAAAUGCGCAUGACCUCAGACAGCCAUCAAAAUCUUAAAUCAAGGGCGCUGAGGGUAUUGGUGCUACAUCACAACUCAUCCACCCACAUUUUCAAAGCAGGGCAAAGAUUCCUUAAUUCUAACUCACCUCAGCUGUUAUCUACAGACAUAAACUGGCUUUUAAUUUUCUGUGGAAAAACCCCACGGUCAAGGAGAAACUGACUCUCUCUUUUUUUCCCGUUGCCCUGUUUCCUGUGCUUGUGCUGCUUUUUGCCUCCUAGGAAGUCCGAUCUGCAUGAGAGGAGAGAGGACGCGCUUUAAUCACCACUGGUACUUCACACAACUCCCAUGACAGAAACUAAAACACGCACAAACAUUAAAGAUACUGAACUUCACACCCCCUCAAGCUCUCUGAGAAGAAGCAGAAGUUCAGUGACAUUUAAGCACCCAGGGCACCUCUCAGGGUUUAGGAAAGAAAGGCUUAGAGCCAUGUUGGGAGAGGUCAGUGAGAAGGGCACAGAGUGAUGGAGCACAGAAAAAGAGGUAAAGACCCUGAAAAGGAGGAAAGAAAAGGGUGGGGAUUGGAGCAGCAGAGGGAGAGAUUAACUGGCAUGAAAGAGGGAGGUCUAAAUCAGAAUAUUCAAGACUCAAAGUGGAGGAGGAUUGACAAGCGAGUGGGUAGAAGUGACGGGAAAAUGGAGGCUUUGGCAGAAAUACAGUAUGAAAUUGGUUGCAGAAUUAGAGUGUAUUUUGGAGACACGGUGGCGGAGAGGCCGGAAAAAAAUGAAAGGAUUGUGCAAAGAGGAUAAGGGAGAAGGAAGGUGGGAGAGUGGUUACCUCUGUUCACCUCAGUCUGAAAAAUAUAUCCUCAGCUAUAGGCUAAACAACACACCCACAUGCAUCUUCUUUAUCUCUCUCUUUUCCACACUGAUGAGGUGAGGCGCUCUUCUCCGGACCUCUUGACUCUUUCUCGGAGUUGGUGCCAUCGCAUUUUCUCUCUCCGUCUCUUUCUUUGUGCUCGCUGGGUGGCUGAAGUGAAAUCAGGCCUGAAACAUAGCGAUUAUUCCAGCACACUGCAGUUUAUUACACCAGAACCACGCUCUGCUGCAGAUGCAUCCAGUGAAAAGCUUGGCCAAGAACCGCUCAGGCCCUCACCACUUGUUUCAUUGUUGUAUUCCUGCUGGUAAUGAUUACAUAUAAAGAUUUUGGAUUUGAAGCCUAAUCCUAGAUGCUGCGGGGCUUGAGCCAAAGAAAGAGCCAGUGAGCCAAUGUAACUAGUAUAUCCUUCCAUAAACAGGGACAGGUAGUAGCAGCUGGUACUCUGGGCUUUUGACUGCAUUAUGAACUCACUGAUGUGAUGUAAUGCACCGUUAUAGUUUCUAUGGGCUUUAAGCAGCCUGCUGCAGCCAUGCAGAAUACAGCCAUGGAACGCCCUAAGAACAUAUAUAGGAGGAUAUAUAGUUAAUGAAUAGCACUCAGAACCUCAACUAUGCAGCCACUCCAGCUAUAAGAACAACCAUUUUCCUUUGAUGACAUUCAAAGUGUGGAGAGUGAAGUGCUUCUAGCUCUGUACUCGUAGACUGAAUAAACAUGGAUCCAGUCUAAGAGACAUCCACUAUUGAUGCCAGGAGGGGGUUUUGGAGCCUAAUCAUUGUGGCCACCAUAUUGGACACACCGAUUAACCAUAAGUUUCAUUCACAGCAAUGUCCUUAGUCAUGUAUAUUCAUACUUACACUCAGGCCUAAGUUGUAUUUGAGCCACGGUCUGCAUGUUUUCUUCUAUCAACUUUGGCACGGGACCUAAAAGAGCGUCUUUGCCCUUUGGAGCCACUCUCAGGUGGACACUUGAGGAACUGCAGUGUUUUUGCACUUUGUAUUUUAACACCAGAGGAUGCUGCUGGGCUGUACUUGUGAUAGAUUGAAGAAUCAGACAUGACUAAUUUAUCAAAUUUCAUUCUUCCUUAACACAGCUUUUGUAGUGUAGUUUUUUUCAUCAUGCAUGGUGUAGCUGUUAUGUUACCAUUACGUACACUAGUAUUUGUUAUAAAAGUUACACAGCCAUUAAUAGAAAAGGAAAGCCUCAUCAUGUAGAUCCUUGCGUUUGAGUUUGAUUGCUCAGUGAUCUGUAGGUAAUGCCUCAGGGAUCCAGUAGGCUAAAUUUUUUUCCCUAGGAUGAAAUUGGGAAAUCCCCCCCACCCCCCAACCCAUUUGAUUGGUUCCUGCAGCAUCUGUUCUUCGCUCGCCUGUUGUUUUCGUUCUCAGAUAGGAAAGGGGGAGAGUUAAGCUAUAGUAGGGGUUAGGGUGAGGUUAGUAAAGGUAAGGGUUAGGGUUGGGGCAAGGGUUAGUGGCGGCGAUGUAACUGCAGUGAAAUUUAAAAACAGGAGGGGGGCACAUCCGAGUUAGAAGUGAGAGACUGUGUAGGAAACAAUCAAAUGGGUUGGGGGCCUGGAUUUCCCUAUUUCACCUUUGGUAAAACAUUGGGUUUCGAAAAAUAGGGAGAUUUGCUUUCAUUGGUUUAUUAGCUCCCAGUACCAAGGUUCCUUUGCUAUGAGUGCACACAAACUGUUGUCAUUUCUUGCCUUGUAUUUAAAACCUGAUGAAGGAACUUUGUCCUGAAUAUGUUUCUUUGAUAUUCAGUAAACGAUUCUGUUUACCAUUGAGGAGAACAAAAAAAUUAGAAGUCUGAAUUGUUGAAAUGAGCACCAGAGGGGUAAAUGAUAAGGCAGUUAGACUGCAGUGCAUUUAGUAUGCAGUAGUUAUUGCACAUCAAAUUAAAAAGUUUGUGCCACCAUCUAAGGGAUUAAGUGGCUUUUGCCAUGAAGAAAACUGAACUUGAACUUCAAAUUCCAUAAAGUUCUGCUGCUAAUGAGGCAUGUAAUUAAACAAGGAAACACAUUCAAAAUAGCCUAAAUACAACAGGAGACUAUUAAUACCGAUUACAUGAACAAGGCCAAGCUUUAGUCCGUAAAUAAGUCUUGGAUAAUGCAUAGGAAUUCUCUCUCUAUUCAUCUCUGUCUGAAUGUUGAACUGAGCAGAAGAUAGAAACCACCAGCGAGUGACUUCUUAUUAUAAAUAUUAUUUUUUCUGCAGUAUCAAUGUUAUUUGGCGUAUCACUACCUCCAGUGAGUGACUGAGUCACAUAACCGGCCUCGCCUCAUAUGUGAAGGCAGGCCAGGGUUGCCUGAUACUGCGACAAAUAUCCCCCACGAUCUUACUUGUUUCCUUCACUGUAAAGAUCGGGAGAUAACCAGGAGAAAUUACUAGCCGGGAGCAUCAUGGGAGGUAGGGUGAAAGAUGGGGAGUCUCCUGUGUGAAUUGGAAGGGAUGGCAAGUAUUGUAUUGUAUUGUGAAAUAACUUAAAACAUACAAGUGAUGGGAAGAGCAACAUAUGUGUAGUUCCCUUAUUCUCAUAAGAAUAAGAAUUAAAAAAAACUUUAUUUAUCCCCGAAGAAAAAUACGGUAUUUUUCAAAUUCAAAAUUCUCAUAUCACUACCAUUUUGUCUAUUUUAGGGCACAACAUACAGCUGUGUUUGAAAUCCUUUCAUUUCACCAAUUCCUGAAACUGCAACUGAAAACACAACAAAAAAGGACAAAUGAAACUAUACGCCACCGUAUAAAAAGAGUUUUAGCAUUAGCACCAGCGGUUUUCCCAUUAAUAUGACUUGUUAAUAUGACCACUUUCUAGUUAUACAUGAUAUAAGGAUGGUAUUACAGUAUUUUCAGCUCACCCUAAUUUUAGUGAGCCAGGAGUUUUAGAUAGCUAACAAUAAGAGUGUCGAAGAUGCUUAAAAAAUAUAUUCAAUUAACUGAAAAUGCUAAAAAUUUGCUGUUGUGACGGAGCCUUUGUUACCCAAUAGGUUAUUAAAUACUGUUUUUAAAUAUGUUGCUUUGAAAUAUGGUCUGAUGUUAGUUUUUUAUUAUCUAAAAUGACUAAAAACUGUCAGACUCUAUAUUUUCUACUUCUUGAAUACCACAUGGGAAACAGCAGUCAGACAUGGAAUAAAUUUAGGAUUAAGCUUUCUACUGACAUGACAUCAGGAAAAAUAGCCAACAUUCAGAAUAAGAGUGUCUCAUUAAUGAUUUAUAUACAAAGUAGGUCACUAUAAAAGCUUUCUGUUAUAGAUAUUUAUUUUUCCCCCCACUCUUGUCAAGACUCAUAAGAUCAAAAAAGACAGAUUUUUGUUUCUUUUUUGACAUUUUAAAGUUGCAGUGUGGCCCUUAACAUGACAUUUGCCAACAAGGUAACUUCUGUUGCCAUGACAACAAGUAAUUUUGUUGUACAGCAUCAGUGGUGAGUCAUUGUCCAGCCACUUUGAGAUAUUUGUGUCUCCUUCCCCUGAGUGUGUGUGCGCACCAACAGGUUUUCCCUUUAGUUGUGUAAUGCUGGAGUCCUGACAAUAUAUACAACUGACGGACAAAAACAGGUGUUACCCUCUUACAUUCCUUGAUGUGUGUUUGUGCUUUUGUGUGUUUAUGUGUGUGUGGAAGUCUCUAAGUGUUUAUGUGUGGAGAGGCAGAGAUGUGUGCACUGAUGCAUGGCCCACUCUUCCUGUGCGCGGGACAUAAUAAGCCAAUCAGUGUGGCUGAUGGAGAGAGGUGAGUGAUGAGAGUUGUGUCUCCCAGCAAAAUGAGACUGAGGUGAAUGGAUGAUGUGUGCUGAUGCAGGCCAGGCUGCUUUUUACCUUUUCUGUCCAACACACACCUGAGACCAAGGCCACAGCUGUGCAGAGCUUUUUACAGGCCUCAUAGUAACAGAGAGCGCACACACACAAACACACACACACACACACACACACACACACACACACACACACACACACACACACACACACACACACACACACACACACACACACACACACAUAAACACAUGGUGAGUUAUUGUCACAGAAUAAAAACACAGAUGCAUCUUGGCUACAGAAAGGCUGAAAGCUCUGGCACUGUUCCGUCUUAAUUCUGUUUACUCUCAGAAAGCACCAUCUAUGUUAUGACGUGAAGAAAUUAACAACACUUGGUCGAACCUCUUGGCAUUUCACACAAACAGAAAACAGCGAUAAUUGAGUCUCAGGUUUGCAUUAUUUACUGCUGUCUUCCUGCAUUGAGAAAAUAAAUGUUGUUUUACUUUGGCACCUGGUGAGGAACUCCUACGCAGCGCUGAAAUGGAAGCAGUCUUGGAAUAUUAUUACGAGGCAUACAUUGUUCACGCUCUUAUCACCAGCUGCAGAACCCCUGAAACAGAAACACACACAGGCUCACACAACCACACACACAGAAAUACACAAUCAAGACACACACCUUACAGGCAGCCUGUCACAUAUCUUCCUCCUAUAUUGAUCUCAUAUUGAUUGUUGUUUUUCACUGCAGUUCUGUGUUGAACUGGGCUGUAAAUCUGCCUCCUUGCUGGAAUACAGUUAAUGCCAAAUAUACCCAUAGAAAAAAUAAAACUCCCACAUGCUAAAAAAGGAAAAUAAAAGAAAAAAAAUUACAUUUCUCAAUGGCAUAACAGGGUCACAGUCCUGCAGCAGUAUGUCUUUUUCAACUAUGCAACCGUUUCCACAUGAAAAAAAAAGGAUCUCAGCUGAGCAAGGGGCAGGGAAAAACGGCAAAACAUGCGUGCUGCCAGAUUGUUUGAAAAAUUACUGCUGAUUAUUUAGACACAUCAGAGUAUGCAAUUAUGCACAGGCAUGCACAAUGUGCAUACACAGUCAACAAACACGCUAUGAGGAACCAACCGUAGGUCCCAGGAAACAUGAAAUGGUCCCACAUGUGAAAUCAGACAGGUUUGUCUCAGUGCCUGCAGCAGUGAGAUAAACAAAACGCAGCAUUUGCCUCUUUGUUAUUGCGUGUGUGUGUGUGUUUCUGUGUGUGUUUGUGUCUAAAAAACAAGCCUGAAGAAGACCAGGGCCACAACUCAGCCUAUAACCGUAUACUUCCCACCAUCUUUACCUCUGUAUCUUCCUUCUCCUGCUGUCCUCUGGCCGCUUCAUUUCACAGCCCAUAAAUAUAAGCCGAGACCGGUACUGAAGUAGAGGGAAGGAACACAUCCUAUCAGGGCAUGCACAGAGGCAUCUUUGUGUUCUUGUAAGCCUGUCAUUAUGUGAGCUCCGUUGCCUAACAACUGAAUAUCCAACAGGCUGGUAGAGCACUCAAGUUUUUCUCUCUCAUUACUUAUGUUCUAUCUUCCUUGUGAGGUUGGAAUAAAAAUUACUCUGUGAAAAUGGUUUCCUAAAUCCAACCACAAAAUAAUAAGAAUAGUAAUAAGAGAGCAUUUUCUAACCAGAUUUUGGUAGCAAGGGAACUUGUUGUUGUCCUCUCUGGGGUGCAGACAUUAUUUCUCUUUUACUUUUUCUUGUCUCACCUUCCGGUCUUGUACUCAUGAUUCCCACCCCCUAGUCCAUGCACUGUCCCUGCCUUUUCUUUUUCUUAACUCUGAGUUGUCCCUGCCUUUGACUUGCACUUUCUCUUCACUGGAUUUGAACUCAGGAUCAUUUCACUCAAAGGCAGCAGCUCUAACCACUGCACCUCAGGCCUGCCAACCUGUACUUACUUCUUUUUCAUUUCUCUAUUUUAUUAGAUGUUUUUUUUAGAAGCAGGGUUCGUUUGCCGUGUGAGUAAGAGACUAAGACUUUUCAAAAACUGGGUUCAGACUGCAGUGUGAGCGUGUUUCUGAAUAAUCAGUGCCCCAUCGCACCCGCAUCCUUUAUUUCAAUAUAAUAGUGUUGCCAUGGACAACCCAACAACCUCCCACGCCAAUUCAUAUCAACCCACCAAAAGGGGUGUGUCACAUUUCACUUCUGCCUGUUGACAAUGUGGCUAAAACACCAGUUUCUGAUAGCAUUUUAAAUCAGUUAACAGUGUGUGGAAUAUGAAUAAUAUUACUUUUAAUGUGUUUGGAGAACACAAAACUCUCGCUUCAACAACUGACCAAUAAACAGAGACGAGAAAAACAGCAGUGAAGAAUACAAAAAAGAGCAACAUCGUAUUUAUGUUUAUAAAUGUUAAAAGGCCAUAAUACAAAUAGAUAGAAUUAAGUCAGUGCAGUCAUCAUGCAUAUCUUAUGAUGUUCAAAUAUAUAUUUCAGCCACAUCACUGGCCAUGUAACUCAAACUUCUUUGGAACAGACUUUGCCUUAUAAAACGCUUGUUCCCUAUAUUUUAAAACCGUGCUUUUAUUUUGAAGUAGAAGUUUAUUUUAAGUUUUGGUACUGAAUAAAAACAUUUUAAAAUACAGUUAGAAAGUAUAUUUGUUAAUCUUAAAGGAGACACAACCUCCAAUGUUGCAUUUGGAUUAACAGAAAAAUUAUAUUAAAGUUUUUAAAAGUGCCCUAUCAUCUUUUAGAGAGCUGUUUCUAUCUGGGCACUCUGCUGCAUGAAUGGCCUCAGUUAUGAACUCAUGGUACUACUACAUACUUAUUUUUAGCAUGAUAUCAACAUUUUAUAUUUUAACAAAGGCUGAUACCGCCAUUACCACCAAUAACUCUGCAUAUAUGGGGCAGAUGCUGAAAACUCUAAGCCAAUCCAGCAUCCUAGGAAGGUAAUUAAUACAUCAGUUAAAUCAUUCAUGAAUUAAUAUUUUGAGAUAACCUAUUAAUUUCUAUAGCUGGUAGCCAGGUUACAAAAUGGGUGGUAAUUGGAUCAGGAUGCUGAGUGGGUUAACAGGACUCUAUAGAUUAUCAAUGUCUUCAUGAUUUCUACAUUAUUGCUGUCCUGUACAUGUCACUUGAAAUUCUGUAUUGUUCUACAAAACUUAUACAAAAUCUUGAGAGUUUAAUCCUUCAGUGUUUUUAUGCCACAAAGUUUUGCAACCAUCUCUUUAGUCUCAUCUCAAACUUCGUGAAAGAUUCGGGGGUCUUGUUAGCUGCCUCUGGGGUACUAACAGGCGUAUCGUUGUCCCUUUUUUGCUUCAAACUCCUGUCAACUGCAUCUCCUUUUAUCAUGGGGACAACGUCUGACAGAGUCUAAUAAAUCAUUCUCUGAACAGAAUCCAAAAUACAAGUGGUUGCUUUGAAGUUUUGGGUCCACUUUGACAGAAAAUACCUCAUGUAUGUUGAGCGAGAGUCUGAGAGAAGGCGUGCAUGUGGGAGAGAGAUGCACAAAGACAGAGAGAGAAAGUGCAUGUGUGUUUUUGUAUGUGUGUGAGUGUGAGUGUGUUGUCUUUUUUUUUCUGCUUUGAUCUUUCUUGCUUUCGCCCACGGUCAAGUGUGCAGCUGUCAUGGCUCCCCAUGAAACAAGCAGACAGACAGAAAGGGGGUUCCUGUUGAGUGAGAGCUGUGAUGAGUCCUCAAGUCUCGGCUGUCACUGCACACAUCACGGCUUAUGUAAGCAGGAUAUGAGGAGAGAGGGAGGAGAGAGGCAGUGAGAGGGGGACAAGGAGAGAUGUAAAAACAAUAAACAGGGAAAGGAAAAGAGGAGGAAGAAGGGGAAAAGAGAAAAUGUCAAGCAGGCAGAGAGAGAGAAACAGAGGGAGACAGAGAGAGACGGGGAGAGCUGUCAUCAUAAAGAGUCUGACUCAUUCCUACUGUUCUGGAUAUAGCACUGAGCUGAGAGGCAUGUAGCUAAUGUACGACAGCUCCAGAACAAUUACAGUCCUUCAAACACGGAUUAGUCCCAUAAUAUGAGAGAACGGGGACCGGUCUCUGCAAAACCAGGCUGAGGGAGAACUCUGUGUCCAACUCGGAUGCAACCAAAAUAUGCCAAAUGAUUUCAUCCGCAUGAAAAAAUGAGACACUUGCUUUGGGUUGAUAUUGUUAGGUCAAAUCUUUUUGGAGUGCACUUAUGUUAUGAAAUUUAUCUUAAAAAAUGAUUGGAUUUUCAGAAAGCACAAUAGAGUCAGGAAGAUAUUAUUAGGGCAGCUUUAUUAUUUUUCUGAACUCUUCAAACAUUAGCUCAACGCAAACUUCAGAAAGGUUUUUAUAAUCUUCAUAUGACUGAUUUCUUUGUGCAGAUGUGAAAAUGCAUCCACCAGAUUCAUACUUCAAAUUCUCUCUUUUAUAUUCUACCAUUGUGUGUAAUGUUAUCCACAGAGGCAGUUUAAGGGCCUCUGCUUGGCAUGUUCUCCCUCUGUAAGUGCCUGCAGAAAAGCACUGGCUGUGAAAGCUGCAGUCAAAUAGCUGUAAUUAUCUGCAAUCAGUUGACAACCAGGGGCCGGCUGAAAGCUGCUCACACACAAACACAGCAGAGGGAGAGAGGCAUCAAGGGGCACGGAGGGUAAAAUAUCUCAGGAGAAGAAAAAGGAAAAUGGAGGAGUUGUUGGUUUCGAAACUGGCGAGGAAGAUUGUGACAAACACAUUAUGGCUACAGAAACAAAAUGCAGCAGAUGUGAAUAUUAAUCUGGACUGACUCACAAGAAUAAUAAGGCCUUAUGUCGCCUAUAAAACCUCAUUUUUUAUCUCCCACAACACAUCUGUGACACAUGUUAUUAUAAAGGGGUAGCAAGUGCUGCAUGAUCACACAAUUAUUACUCUUUUAUGUUUCUCUGUGGCUAAUAAAACAGUCAUUUUAACUCCAUUAUAUCACAUCAGUCAGAUUGUGUUCCCCACUAUUGUGUGAUAAAGUAAUAAAGAAAAUAUAAGUAAUAGGUUCAAGGAAUAUCCAGAUGUGUAUUUUCUGGCUUUAAACAAUAUCUUAAUGCUAAUGUUAAUCAGCUUGUCAUCAAAAGAAAAGAAAAGAAAAGAAGAAACUGUUGCUAUGGUAACUGAUGAAAGUGGAUACUUCUCUAAGAUUUAAUAUUCAGAAAUUGCUGGUGCACUUUUCAGAAGCAUAUUGAGAGCACUUGAGAGUUUUUUCCAUCUGAUUUUUUUUUUAAUAAUCAACUCAGUAAAUAUCUCAGAACUACAAGAAAAGUUUUUAGAUCUGCUGUUUUUCUGAACAAACAGGAUUUGGUGCUUCAGACACACUCCAUGGAUAUUCGGUUUUUACAUGUUUAUCAGUGCACAGUCGCAUCAAAGACAGAGAUAUCAGUCUGUUUCCUUCCUUCAAAUUUUAAGCAUUUGCCUAGCUGUCUCUUUAAUUGCCAUGUAAUCAGCCUAAAUGUAUUUGAGUUGUAUCAUCUCAUAUCCAUGAAGCCAUAACAACUUAUCUGAUCCUGCAGAAACGAUGCAGCAUCCAGGAUUAAAACAGGCCAAACAUCUGAAGACCUGCAAAACCCCAAUGUGCCUACACAAAAUCAACAAAACAGUUAUAUUACUGUCAUAAUUACUUGAAGACUCCCAUUGUCCCAUUGUCUCAAAAUAAUACUGGAUUAAACCGAACAGUAUAGGGUGUGGGCUUAUAGGGCUUCCUCAAGUGGCCUAAAUGAGAGCUUCUGCUGGAAAUUUGAGGCACUUCAGUUAGAAAAACAAAGCAGAGUUUUAGACGUCAGAAAAACUUUUCUUCAAAUUUCAACAAAAUUAUCUUUCAUACUUAGACAGGGUUUUUUUUCUCAAACAAAUCCAAUAAUCUUUUUGUAGCAUUUAAUUAUAGUGUGAUUUAACUCACAAAAGCAAGGAGUUCCUCGCCAACAACCUGAGAGGAGUGCGCUCCCACGUCUUGAGAGCUAAUGUGAUUGUAUAAUCUCCAACAAGAGAUGCGUGCUCACCUGCCACAAAUUUGUAGAUGGCUGAAUUUUUUUCUGGUUCUUUUUUGUUUUUUGUAGCUUUUUAAAUUAAAAACAACAAGGGAGAAACUUUUCAGCAGUCCUUGUGUAGUUACUACUUCCUUAGAACUUUUACACAAUCAGAAAUAGAGUUUAAGCCUCGUGGUCGUACAUUGUUUGAUUUCUUCUGGCAGACUCACAAACAAACAUGAAGCAACUCUUACUCAAAUUAUUUAAAGAACUAUUUAAUUGAGGCCUUCAGUUUUACAUUCACUUCAACCAAAUUUAUCAAACAGUGUUGUACUUUUGUUGCUCUCAGCCAGAACUUACUCUGACAAAAGAGCCGUUCAGAUGCAUGACCUGUUCAGCCCUCCUGUCAGAAUAGUCUCACUCUUUUUUGGAGAUUUGAGUGUGACUGUAUUCUCACUUUUGACAGCUGAGUUAGAGAGGUCGCACAUUUUGGAAAAAUUAAAGAAGACAACAUACACAUUGUAGAUCCAUUGGAUGUUUGCCACAGUCUUUUAUAUCUUAUGUGGAGCAUCAAAAUAAAAAGUUGUAGCUCUCUUCAAACACACUACUCUGUGGACUGGUUCACUUUUUGCUUGUUUUUAUGUAUUUUGUCAAACAAAUAUUCUUCCCCUAUCUAGCUCCCCCUCCUUUUAUACUGUCUGCCACAUUUAUGUCAUAUCCAUGCAUUGUUUACACACAAAAAACAGUAUUUUACUGUGAUGAAUUUAAGUAGAGUCAUACGUCACUAAGAAGGAUAUUUUUGACCGACGCCAACAUGAUCUCACCCAUAAAGCCGUUGCAGAUAAUCUUCUUAAUGCACAGGUUAAACACUGCACCGAUGGCUCAGACUCACAGACUGAAGUUAAGUGCUUGUAGGCCCCUUGAUUAGAGAGAGAGAGAGAGAGAGAGAGAGAGAGAGAGAGAAAGAGAUGUGGGUUGAUGAAGGAAUACGAAGAGGGUUUAGCAUGCUGUCAUCCCGCUGUCAUUCCUCUGAACAGACAUCAAGCCAAGAAGAGGAGGUUUUAAGGACAAUAAACAGCUUAAAUUCAGUGAAAAAGGCAUCGCUGUGAUGUUGUCGGAUGUCAGACAGGAGCCACAUUAUCUCUACUGAAUGCCUGGAAGAAAGCAAACAGAGAAGGUGAUUGCUUUUUGUAAUCAGAUUUGUAUAUCUUUCACAUAAAUUAUGAAAUUAUUUUUGUUUUUAAUUAUUUAUCAGUCUUUGCAAACUAAAUCCUCCUCACCCUGUGUGUCCCUCUGUUUUCUUGACUGAUCUUAGCUGGGUACAAAUUAAAGCUGAAAUUGAUUUGCAGGUUCACUAAUUCAUAAUGAGUUUAAGACACUGGAAUGAGUUAUUGAUUAUCGACCUGCCUGCAUACAACUAACCUACAAGAACAUACAAUAAGAUGAAAGAGGGAGGGUGGAAACAUCGAUAUAAACUAGAAGUUUCUUACAAACCUUAAUAUCAGUUGAUCAAGCAUUAUAAUUUUGAAUGUUCACUCUCUGAUGUAUGCUGCAGCUCCUCCAGAUGCCUUAAACGUGGUCAUCUCCUCACAGCAGUAAUAAAUCACUCUUCCUCGGUGCAGAAGGUUUCAUUACUUGUCUCCCACAGGCACACGCACUUCUGCCCGAGCAUUAGGCCCCGUGACAGAAGCUGUGAAGCAGCGGGCUGGAACUCCGCUGAAUGGCUGAACAGCCUCAGAUGAAUAGAUGGUAAUUAAUACACAUAGCACCCAGGAGACAGCAGUACAAUCUCAGGGCAAAUUACCCUAUCAAUAAACUGGCCUACAGUGGGGGUAGGUGGAGGGCUGAACAUGUUCAGGUCGAGAAAGUUGCAGGUGUGUGACUGUGAACGUGGAGUGGUUUAUCUUUUUGAAACAAGCCCCUCACUCAGUCACGAAUCUGUUGGUAUGGUGCGUCAAAGGGGUGGCGUGGGAUGUCAUGGUCUCCACCGGAAAAUGAAUUCCCAGGAGCACUUGGGUCAGUCAGUCAGUGCAUGUAUUUAUCAAAAUACACAAAACAUUUAUAUAAACAUAAAUGGAAAUAUCAGUGUUGUGCAUUACGUAAUACAGAGCUACUAGUUAGCUCAUAGCAUAAGGGGGGGUUAGUGGAUCUUCACACCAUAAAAUGGCGGGUAGAUAAAGAAGAAGCUUUUCCAUGACCUACUCAGUUCUACUCGACUUGACUUGAUUCCACUUAGUUUUUUGGGUUUUUAAGGUGAUUGCACCUGGUAUCAGAUACUUUUUAGUACCUGCUUAUUUCCGGUUCCAAGCAAGCUGAGUCGAGCCGAAAAUGUGACGUACACAGAUAGCCGGCCACUGAUUGGUCAGAGAGUGAAAUCACUGGAUGAGUCAUGAGAGUGACUACUUUAUAAGAAUCAAACCCGCCAUUUUUUCAAACCUGGAGACAGCUGGUCAUUUUAGCUGACAACAGCUAACAAUAGCUGACAAUGGUAAGCAACAGCUAACAACGGGUAACUGUAGGCGUCCAUCUUGGUUUUCCGACUUGUCAACUCGGGUGAAAUGUCAUUCCCCGCUCAGACAUCCGACUUCUGAGGUAACUGGACACAGCUCUAGGUUGUGUUUGUGUUACAUGCAAUUGACAUCACAGGAACUGUGGGCCACCUCCACCCAGGUUAAGGUGGUAAUUAAUUGUAAUGGAGAACGACCAAAAGCCCCUGUUAAGACAGGGAAAUAGAAAGAGUAUACAUGUAAAGGUGAUUGACAGGAAUAGUUAUAAAAUAAAACCAGGAAAGGAAAGAUAAUGCAUCAGUUCAAACAAAAGGUAUCAGUGUCAUAAAGUGUGAAAUUUACAUAAAAACACAUGGAGCUCUGAAACCAGGGGGAAGAUAAAGUAGAACUUAAUAUUCAUGAUCAAACACUAUCAAAUGGAUUUUCCUUGCCUUUGGAGAAAUCCAAUAUCUCCAACCAAUUACUCCUCUCUCUACUUUGCCUCUCUCAUCUUCAUCUUCUCCUGAUCUGUUCUGUUUGCCUGUCCUGUAAGGAUGAAACAAGGCUGAGAUAUUUGGAAAAGCAGAUCAAUGGGGGGGUGUUGCCAAAUCUUUUUUCUUUUUCUCGGACCAUGCUAUUCCCCAUGUGAGAGCCAUUCACCAGCAAGCCCCCAAAUGACUCUGGCUUCUUUCACAAGCAUCUCUCUGGCGGUUACACCUCCCUGGAUGGGAAAAUGAGAGACACAUUAUCGCUCUGUUUGGACAUUUGAACAUUUAUCUGCCCGAGGGCACUGUUGGAGCAGAGCCCUCAGCAGGGCUCACACUCAUGAUCCGGUCAAAGACAUGUUUUGGUCUCUGAAUGAUCAAAGCCUGAGCGAGCUGCUUGAAGAGAUACAGAGAAACACAUGAGACCCACGGUGACGCCAUGGGAAGGAUAAAGGCUGUGGUCUGAAAUUCAAAGUGAAAGGCGAGCAGCUUGGAGACUUAUGACCGAACCCUUCUGGAUCCAGUGCUGCUCCUGUUCUAAUACAGGUUUUUUUCACCGUCAGCACAUCUGAGAGGGUGGAUAUUUAACACACAGGCAGACAACUGCACUGGAAGGCGAGCAGAUUGUCCUGUGAGGCUGUCUGAUAAAUGAGAGCUGCUAACUCUGUCCCAGUGGCUAACCUGCAACACGGCAGCUGCUUCUUUUGCCUACAAUGAUAUCCCUUUAGGUCUUUUAGCUAUGAUCAUUAAAUCAAAGCUAAUGACGCAACAGAAAUGCUGAACAGAUCAAAAUUACAAACGUUUAAGACUCUUUCAUAAGGGAGCCAAAUUUAUAUGGGUUUACUUCUAUGUAUGCGCAUAGUAUACAGUCUCUGAGGGGCGGGGUAUUGCUGGAUCAGCAGAGGGGCACUCGAACAUAGGUGUGCACAGAAUACUUUAAAACCUCUCAUCGAUCAAACAUGGUCGAGGCAUAUAGGCUUAACAUCCUCUCUGCUGUGAAACUAUAACACACACUUACACUUAAGUGCAAAUAACUCCUCACUUUAACUCAAGUCAAUGAGAAACAGAGCUGAACUUAAGCCUUUGCCUCCUACAUUAGAGAAUAAAAAUUCUGUAAACUGCAGAAAAUCCAAAGGGAAUUAACGGUUUCUACAUCCGUUUGGCAGCUUGGCAGACUCAUCCUUAUUUCUACAAGUGUACAUUCAUCAGCCAUGCCGAUCCACUUCCUUUUAAAAUCAUGAUAUAAUACUCCUGCUGCUUCAGUUCUUGUUCUAAGUCCAAGAACCCAGAGCUGUUGUUUAAGUCAAUGCAGUGUUCAUCCCAAAACAGCAUGAUACAAAUUUAAUGUUUAGACUUCAAGUUAAAGAUUCAGGUAAAAGUAUUUGCACAUAAAUAGGGGAGAGUGGGGUAGGAUGAGCCAUUUUUCAUAUUUCGGAUCAUUACAUCAAGGCAAUCAUAGUUUUGUCUCUAACUAGUUUAUCUGCAUAUAUUUCAAGAUGUUGUUCAUCCCUGCAAACCAACAGAAUGAGUGCAAACGUAACUGUCUUGAUAAUAUAGCAUGCCAAAAAAAGUGGUCUCCUAUGGUCAACUUACCCUGUGUAUGGUGUACAACUCUGUGUUCCAGUGACAAUUAUAUAUAUAUAUAUAUAUAUAUAUAUAUAUAUUCAUUUUUGUGAAAAAAAACAAAAAACAAUCAUGUAGGACUCAGGUGUUUUUUAUUGUGUUACAGUUUUCAUCGUGCAGAACCACAAAAGUACCACAUCUGAUGCUUCUGUUUUUGACUUUCCAUUUCUGAACCACUUCAGUAGAGGACAUGUAUAAUAAAUAGUGUUGGUGUGGCUUUCCUGCUAAAGCUUCAUCUGUCAUGAGUGGGCUGUCAAAACUGACACGGGAAAAGGACAAAAGCAUUUGUUUUUGUUGCAGACAUCCAUCAGUAUACCAUGUUUUGGCAGCAGAUUACUUAAAGAAAUAUAAUAUCGUUGUUAUACCGUUGGUAUGUUACCAUAUCUUUUGAAAAUCCAGUGUUUGUAAAAAUACUGACAUUUUACAUUUUAGGGGUUCAAACUGUCUAUUUCUUGUUUCUAACCCUCUUCUGCAGUGAAGUAAUGCUGAACCUUAUUCCUGUUUACUACCAUCAGAGGACUGACUCCAAACAAUAUUGGUUGUAGUUGGAUGCCAAUUAUGGUGUGUGUUUUUGACACAGACACCUUGUGUUCAAGGUCAGCUGAGAACUUCAUAUCACUGAGUAACAAAGAUGUAACAACUCCUUGCAUUUAUUUUACAAGGACUACGCAGCUUUGUGUUUGUUACCUUGACCAAAUGAGGCGUGGAGAGUGUCUUUAGUUUCUUUGUUGUUGUCUGCAGUUUUGGUUUGAUAGUGUGUGUAAUGAAACAUAGAUCUGCUCCAUUUUGUUUGUAUGAGUUGGAGGCUUGUUUUUUGUACUCAUGUUCAACAGAUGUUUGCUUUAUUUUGUGGAACAAAUUACUUUACUAAAUUGUCUGCUUCUUGCUUCUUUCUGUCUUUUAUAUUGCUGCAUCCUUCAUCCCCUAUUUUUGUGGGUAAAAUAUCUAUUUUCACAUCGACCUUUAAUCCUAACACGAUGUAAUUUUCAGACUGCAUACCUUGAGCCAACCAAGCCUCUGUUCCCCAUGUGGACUAUACGGUUAAUGUUUCUUUUAUGCUCCAGCAAACUUCUCAAUAAGGGAUGCAUAGAGCAGCUCCCACUGGGUGCUGGACGGUCAAUGUGUCCUCGGUGCACAGGCCCAAUUAUGUAAGGACAAAAAGAGAGCAGGAAGCUCAAUAGAUCUCCCCUGUGCCUCAACUUGGUACUUAUAUGCCUGCGAGGAAUGUUUGCCAUCCUUAUUUGGUACAAUGUGUCCACAGUCCUUGAAAUAUUCUUCAAGACUUUGGAUCAAACAUAGCCAAGUUUCACUUUUAAACUUUUUUUUCUACCUCAAGAGCACUGAGGACACGAUUGAAGGAGCUUGGUUUACUUAUUGACACUGAAACUGCAGGCCCAUUGAGAUAAUUAAAGACUUAAUUUAGGGGAAUUAAUCUACUGGAAUCAAAUUGAACUUUUGCCACAGAUGAUGAACUGUAACUAGUAGUGAAGACGUGUCCUCAGGACUAAUAAGCACUGAUGAAUCAUUGGGUCAAAGUGUGCUUUUUGGCUGAUUAAAUCUGCAGACAUGCUUAGUGUAAGCAAAGACAAGUCCAAAUACACAUGACGAUGAAGAGAAGAGAAGAGAAAAUAAAAUAAAAGAAAAUAAGAUAAGGCUUUAUUGUCAUUGUAGUCAAACAAUAAAAAAUAUUUUUAGUAGCUCCCAGAGAUAAUCAGCAUUAAGAAACUAUCAAUAGUAUUAAAGAUAAUCAAUUAUUAAUAUUUUGAUAGACUUUAGAAAAAAACACAAGGGAAACUCUGGACCAGUAUAUUUAAAUAUAAGUGAGAUAAACCUAGGAUCUGAUGGUGUUUUGUGUGUGUUGAAUGUGUUUUGUUUAGUGUAAUGAGGCAGCUUUGGGGUGGCAGUAACUCAGGAGGUAGAGCGGUCGUCCAAAUCCAGGAGGUUGGUGGUUCGAUUCCCUCUAUCCCGAGUUUGUCCAUUGUGUCCUUGGGCAAGACACUUAACCCACCUUGCUCCCAGUGUGUGUCCUCCACUGGUGUAUGAUUGUGCCACGUGUCUGUCAGUCUGCCCCAGGACAGCUGUGACUGCUGAGGUAGUUUUCAGAUUCAGAUUCAGACUUUUAUUGUCAUUGUACGAGGCAUACAACGAAAUUAAAACAGCUCGAAGUGGUGUUUUCCUAAGAAAGCGGAGUAAAAAAAAAAAAAAAUCAAACAUGAAAUAAAAUAGUACAAAAUAAAAUAGAAUAGACUAUGUACAAAAUGUACAUUGUACAUUUACCACCACCAAGGUGUGACUGUGUGAGCAAAUAAUUGAUGUAUCCAGUGUAAAGCGCUUUGAGGGUCACUGAUAAAGUGCUAUAUGAAAUCUGUUGAAUUAUUAUUAUUAUUAUUAUUAUGACUGUGUGGGGGUAUUUCAGAUAUUUCUGUCGACACCAAAAUUUGAGUCAUGUAGCCACACUGAAUAAUGAUACUGAUAAAGCUAAGCAUAAGCUGAAAGAAUGUCUCAUCCUUAUUUAGUCAUUUAUUCAUUCAGUCAGUCUAGUGUCAUCAUUCAUUCACUUCAGUUCCUCUCUUAUCUCCGUCCCGCUGGUGGUCGGCUGGUUUUUGGUGUUCGCUCUUUAGAGAACAAAACAGAUUCAGUCUCAACCUCCAUUCACCAAUCAUCCUGCUUCAAAAAAAAAAAGAAAAGAAAAAGAUUAAAUCUGUUCUCCUCAGUCCCCCUUCAUGUUGACCUUUUCAGUCUAAGUGUUUUAAUCCUCCUCUCAUCAGCGUCUAGCUCUGGUUCCUCAGCUCACCCUGUGUCCUUCCUUCACCACCAGCGAAGACUCGAUGGGGGGUCCCCUACCCCGCUCUCAGCCUCACUACUCCUUCAAGUUUAGAGUACAGUAUGAUGGAAAACACCAAGGACACUGCACAGUUCUCUUUCUUUCUAAAUUUGUAAUGUAAAUAGUUAUAAUAAUCAGAAUUAAGUUUCUCCUACAGGAAAUGUUUUGUGUGUUAAGUUCCAACAUCAGUUUUUGUACAUUUUGUCAAGAGAUGUCAAUUCAAAGGCCUUGUCUUGGUCAAUUCAUUCACAGAGAGGGUAGCAUAGCUUUUCAAAGUGAUCACUGAUAGGUAAAGAGAUGUUUUAUUCAUCUGGGCCACGUCCCAACAAAGGUGUGAGUCACAAACAUCUCGACAAAUCUGUUUAUCAACACUUCCUCUCCCUCCCACAUAAAGGUGGCCUGCAACCACCUCACCCUGAUGAAACUCAAUCAUCUUUACAUCUGUUUAUCUGCUGCCUGUUAGAGAACUCUGGAUCCUGUGAACAGGUGAAUUUUCUCUGACAGCUUUACUGCCACAGUGUAAGAUUGAUAUUCAGGCGACACAACAACUGAAGGAAGAUGAACCAAAAAGCAACAGUACGAUCACAUGUGUGUCUGGAGUUUGACAGAGAAGGUGUGUUGGAUGGUUAGCUCAUGGACAUGAAAUAUGUCAGCCUCUCUGUAAACACCAUGACAGUUAGUCUGACAGAUUUCAUUUGUAGAGUGGAGCUGCCUGAAAAGUACAGUGGCGCUCUCUGGUGGUCAAUCAUAAAACAGUGUUCACAUUAAGAUAAGAUAAGACGUACCUUUAUCGUUCUACUCUAAUAAAAAUUGGCAAAUCCUCUCCAAAUAACAUAUUUCUCUCUUAGUUGUAAAUUGUUUCUGGCAGAAGGAACAACCUCUGUAACUUUUUAAGGUUGCUGCCUAAUUGCUCAAUAUCUCUUUAAUUGAUAAAACUGAACUUCUCCAAUUUGAAGAGUUUUCCAAUAUGGCUCACGACUGUCUGUUUCAAAACUUGGCACUCUGUCACUUUCCUCUUCCCCUCUCAGUCCUCUCUUGGGAUUUGACAGCCAUAUGGUGCAUGUUGGUGUCAGCCCUGCCUCAGCGGACCCCUCUGACUGACUGACACUUUUUUUUUUUUUUUCUUUCUCUGGCACCUGUGCUCAGCUGUCACACAGCUCAGUGUGACUCUGCUGUCAUCUCUGCAGAGGAACAACGGGACUGUGUGACAAAGGUUCCUCCGACUCUGCCCAGGGGACCCCAAAUGUCGAGGCAGGUAGGUUCUUCAUUCAUCUGGGGUCAGAAUUUAAGCUUCAGCAUUGAAGAUGCUAACAGCAGGUAAAAUUAGGGAUGUAAUGGUAAUGGUAAUGGUAUCACCAGCUCUUUUCUUCUUGAGUAUUUGUAUGCAGAGUGUUUCCAUCUGUCCCUCCAGUGCUUUUGCUUUGUCUAUUUAUAGGGCUGCUAGGACUUAGCGUAGUGUCUGAGUACAAAUGUCAUGUAAGACAUAAAGGCCUCACAGCAUUCAUCUGUUAAUGUGAAGGUCGAGAAACAUUCACAAAACAGACAAGUUGACCUUUCACUUGUAUUCUUUUGUGAGGCCAAAAUGAAAAAAUGACAACUUCUUUCUGUCGUUUAAGGUGAAGGGUACUGAUAAGAAUAAAUGCGAUGACAUUUUGAACCACUUUGUUUCUGUAACAGCUGACGAGCCAAGCAUUUCUAAAAAUAACAAUCCUACGGCUGCUCAGGCCUCUAACAAAAGACGUGUUCAUAUGAAAAGCUUUGUGUAAUAUUCACAUUUCUUAUCCAGCUGAGUCAUUACAAAUAAUCUCAGAUUUGAGUUCAUCUUCUUCCCUCUCUCUAUCUCAGGGAAGGGAUGGAAGAAAGCUAUGAGACAUUCGAGGAGGAGUUAUGGCCACCAAGGGCAGAUCCUCCUCCUCCACAGAAGCCUGUUCGACAGACCCGCAGACCAGGUGGCCACACACACUCACACACACAUUAAAUCUGUAAUGACUGCACACAAAAGCCUUAAACUUUUGUACAUAUAUUGUACAACUCUAUAAAUACCUGGGAGAAGCAGCACAGAGGGCAGAAACAUGACUCCUGGUUAAAGGCAGCACAGUGAUAAUGCAGCUCAGUCACGCUGACUGGAUGGUUGUGGGUGUAAUCAGUGUCAAUCCCUUUAAAAAUACAAAAUCCUCCUCUCUUUACAACUCAAAAAGGCUCAAGGGUCCUGAGGGGACAUGCUUCUACAUGUUUUAUAUUUACUUUGAUUCCCCUGAGAAUGAGUUAUUUUUGAACGGUCUUUAAGAUUUUUGUCUUUAGGCCAGGAAACUACACCUCAUAUCUCCAGAGUUGCAAAAGCACCAAACAAAAUAACCUACUGUAGGCUAUCAGGUGCAGCUUGGCAAGCCAUGCUCUGGCUUAUCAUAGUGACCGGUCUCUUUCUGUUUCCUAGAUCACCAAAAAAUGAUCCUGUUAUCACAAGAAAACGAGAUUUGUCAUGUUAGAGAUAAUAUGUAUUAGCUGGUGGUCAUAUGGAAUAGAGCCUGGACAGGGUGAGACAAAAACCUGACACAAAGCUGAGAGGUCUGAUCCAGUAUGGAGGGGGACUGUGUUUAGUUUAACCACUGGCUAUCUGUAGAUUAUCCUGCUUAUUACCCGGAUAACAACCUAAGACACAAACAAGUUGAUUAAAAGAUGUUUUUCCUGAGUUAUCAAGGAUUUAUGUGCACAACAUUAAAAAAAACAGUCCUGGUUCCACCAUAAGUAACGCUUCCAUGGCAACAGAUUCUGCUGUUGUGGGUCAUUUUAACCUUCCAUGAAACAUUUUGAUCCACAGUUGGUCACAGUUAGUCAGAAUUACACUGUAGACGGAGUGAGCAGGACCCCUGCUGUGAGUCACAGUCCUGCCCACUCUGUCAAGAUUUACUAUCCCUUACAUGAGGAGGUGAACUGAUAUGUUACGAUCAGAAAACCAGCUUUGUUGUCCUGAGAUUAAAACAAAAUAAAUCAAAUUCUCCAUAAAACGAAUGACAUUAGCUUAUCACAGGGAAACCUGUACUGUUCUCUCAAAACAGGAAAAGAAAAUAAACUAAAAAAAAAUGCAAACAUACGCCCACCGAGGGUGACAGCAACAAAAAAAAUAAAAAAAUAAAAAAACAUUUAAGAGGACUUAUUUAUAACAUCGCUUUUUGGUUGAGACUUCCAUCAUGUUUAAAGUUGCUAUCAUGGUCUACUGAGGACAACUCAUACUUGUAUUGAUGAUCUAUUAUGAAUUUCUCAGUCAGUUUAUCACUCAAUGCUUCCAGAUUAAUCUAGAAAAAUAUGAAAACUGAAAAAGAAUAAUUUUGGGGGAAAUAUAUGUGAGCAGAAAAUUCAAGAACUCACUGUGCUUUUAAUCAGCUAUUACUGAACUUAAACCAUGAUGUUGGCUUGAUAAUGCAACUGUUAGCUAAUAAAUAUUAAGUAUUGGAAGGAAAUGUACAUCAGGCAGUUAUGUUCCCUGAGAAGUGAUUGAAUCUUAUCAUCAUGUCAUCACUUACUGUUGGUCUUAUCGCGUAGGUCCAACAUUCCUGUGUAUAUCAGGGACUUAACAGAUACUGCAAUCAUCAGCCAACAGAAUUAUCUGAAUAUUUAGUUACAUUAAAUAUAUGUGUAUAAAUAAAUUCCAGACUGAGGCCAUGUCAUUUGUUGUUAAUGAUUUAAAAUAGUAAAUUUCCAUCUGUCUCUUUCAGAAAUGUACUCUACAAGGAAAAUAAGAGAGGUUGGUCACCAAAACACCAUAAACAACUGUUCAAUGUGUUGAAACCCUAAAAUACCAGCAGAUUUUCUUUCAAGUAAGAUGUUGUUCUCCAUCAGGAAAUGGCACAACAGCAUCCAAGAGCAGAACCCAAGACUCUACCAAGAGAACUUAGCAUACCCAAAAUAAGUGAGUCAUCCCUUUCAAUCCAUUUCAGCCUUUAUCAACAUUGCUCGACUACAACUCGAGUUUUCCUCUCUCUUCUUUUUCUUUAGCAACCUUGCCAAAAGAUUUACCCAUCCAGAACCUGACCCAGAUCGAAACACCAUGGGAGAAUGUCACCCUCAACCGCUGUCUAUUUGUGGCCAUUACCAUCCUGGUCCUUACCUCAGGCUUUCAAAAGCUUCAUGGUAAGUAAUCAAAAAAAAAAGUAGCACCAAAGAUACAAAGCCUCCCUUUUUAUUGUGGCUAAGAGCUUCUUUUAACCAAACAGAAACUAUGAGAGGUCAUGGGCCAGCAGAGGAGGAGGAAACCGAACUGGUAGUGAGACGGCUUGGAGCAUUACGACACAGAGGACAACCUCCAGAGGUAAAGAGACUCACUUAUUGACUAGAUUUUUAUACUCAGUCACACUCAGAUCAUAUCCUCAUGUUAUGAUCCUCUUCCAGCCUGAGACAUCGCUAUGGGAGGUCAUGUUCUGGUGGCUGCCAGACCUUGACGACGAUGAUGAAGACGAUGAGGAGGAAGAAGAUUAUGACGACAAUGGAGAAGUCAAAAAAGGAAAGUCAAAGACAAAAGCACCAGCAUCCAAAAGUCUCAGAAACAAGCCGCUACCAGACAAAAAACUCAUGAAGCAAAGAGAGGGGAAAUUAAAGGGCAGGAGAGCAAAGAAGAGCAGAGAUGAAGACACCAAAGACAAGGACAAAGAUCAAACUGAGGAGCCUGAUGAGGAGCCAGAUGAUGAUGAGGCAGAGGAAGGAGAGGAGGAAGAAGUGCCAAAGCAGACUAAAAAGUCAGUGGAAAAGAAAAAUAAGAAGAAAACUCAAAAAGGAUGAGUUCAUUCUUUGAGCGUGACUGACUGUCAUUUUCUUAGUAUGUUUACCUUGAUUUUAUUUAAGCACAGCCAUUGAAGGUGGUCAAACUUCGAAACUUUUAAUAACACCCUCAAAGUAUGUAAUAGUAUCUCACUAGAAAGCACUAAACUUAGUGAACUGAAUAUCAUGAUUAAACAGUUUUCAAUUGAUCUACAAA